Podarcis lilfordi (Lilford's wall lizard) is the source of this 51315-nucleotide messenger RNA. The record is from the annotation of a GenBank genome assembly. Lineage: Eukaryota; Metazoa; Chordata; Lepidosauria; Squamata; Lacertidae.
AUGGAGAUGAGAUAUGGGCGAGACAGGGAAGAAACAGGCUCUCAUCAAAUCCUAUAUGCCAGUUUGCUGCUGCAAUUGUUUCUCGUAUCUCUCCUGCCUUGCCAUAUGUCAAUACUAUAUUGUCCCCAACAGCUUCAUUUAGAUGUUAAAGCCUUGGGGGAAAGACUCUAUUCUAUGGCACCCUACAAUAUAACUGCCAGGGGACAGUGGAACAAUUAUCCAACGUUACCUACCCACAGGCCUGUGCAAAGGGGGGCAGGCAGCUGGGUACACUUGCCCCAGCAAUCACAGAAGUAGGCCUACCACUAUAAUGCUCCCUUCCAGCAAUGUCACCCAAACAUAUCCUGGUCAGUCCCAAUCACUCACAUGCUCACCAACCUUCCCGCUGGAAGAAUCACACCAGUGUUCAUGCAUCCCUUAUACUCUCACACAAACUAUCCUCAUGCAUCCACGGGUACAGUCAUCACACUAGCUAUCAUGGGGGGAAAUGACUUGCUGAUAAACAACAUACAAUAUUCUAGCUAGAAGGAUAACAUAUAAUACUCAGUGUUCUAGCACUCAUCCCUUCCCUACUUCAUCAGGAGUCACAAACAAUCCUCCCUGUCUCUCACUCAUAGCAUCUGCCACAAAUUGGUAGAUACCGUGAUUACUGGCAAUUGGGCUUAAUCAAAUGCAGCUACUUAGACCAGCUUGGUGCCCCCCAGAUGUUUUUGACUACAAUUCCCAUCAGCCCCAGCCAGCAGGGCUGUGCAAGCUGUGAAAUAAAGGGCUGAGCUUUCAAGAAAAGUGACUGUCUUUCAGAUGUUGAUGAAAGUCAGGGCAUGUUUUUAAAGGGGGAUGACACAACUAUGUUAUUUAUUUAUUUUGAUGAUUUUGAAAAUACCUAUGCCUCUAUUCAAAAAAAGCUUCCCCGAGAUGGCACAUAGUCAUUAUAAAAUAUAUUAAAAUAACAUAAUUGUCUUAAAUUGUAAAACAGAGAGCAGUAUAAAAUACUUCACACCAGGAGAAAAGACACAUUAUUUAAAUCUGUUGGUUUAAUACACCAUUAAUGAAUACAGCAGUAGGAAAUAUGUCUGACAGGGAAGUUUUUACUUGAGUUCAAAGGGAAAGGGAUAGAAUACAUGUAUCUGCAAUAUACAUUUAGAAAGCGUGCAUUUGCCUAAAAGAUGGAUAGAGACAACUGUUCGCUUUUUUAACAGUUAAAAGAAGGCUUCAGAAUCAAUACACGCCGUGCCUAGUGACCCUAGGAUGAUGUCUGUAUCUGCAUUCCAACAUUUUUGGAUAAUGUGGAACAGUGAUGAAAUUGCUUUUCUCCACCCCCUGAAAGUCAGCCAAGAAUGUCAGCUGCCUGUAGGCCCAUCCAUAUUCUCACAUGACUAAAGACAUUUAUUCAAACAAGAGACUUUGCAUUAUGCGUUUGAAAUUUAUUUGUCAAUCCUUGAAUCACAGUUCAGUAUGAAAUAGUACUGAACGAUUCAAAGAACCAAUUGAGUAGUUGACACAAACACUUCUCAAGAAAUCAAAUGACCAGAACUUACAAGUACAAAUUUCUUAUAUUCGACUCAAAGAGUGAGUUCAAAGUCUAAAUAGUACCAUCUUUGUGUAAAGCCACCAUUCAAGAAACCUAGAGUUGUAUCCAACUAAGUUUUACUUAGAGUAGACCCUUUGAAAUUAAUAGACCUACCUUAGCCAUACUAAUUCAUUUCCGUUCAUUCUACUCUGAAUAAAACUUUGUUGAAUACCACCCCAGGACUCAAUUUGUAUAUUUGGGCAAAUGCUUCAUCACCCUCAUGCCUGAGAUGUAAAGAAAAAUGAAGCAUAUUAAAUUACUAAACAAAGAAAAGGGUGGGGAGGAACAUUAACAUGUCAAACACAAGCAGAAGUACCUCACAACUGCUAAUGCAGGGGUAUGACCCUAGUCUAGAGGAAGUUGGAUUCCAACUCUGCCUGCAUCUUCUAUGUUGUAGUUUGGAAGUAAUUGUUGCAACAAUAAAGAUCAAGCCUCUUGGCUGCUGUUUUGCUUCUAUAUCCUGGCUAUGGUCUUUGUUUGAUUCUCCAACCUGAGCCUGUGGAGCUUUUUGGUGGCAACUCCCAUCAGCACCAGUUGCAAUCCAUCAUCUGGAGAAGCUCAGUACAGUAUCCUUAAAGGUUAGAUCCACAGGUGAAAAUCUGUCUCUGAACCCUAUGUACCUACAUUCUGGAAAGCAGCUGCUAUCAAAUGUCCUAUGCUUCUGAGAUAUCCUCCUAUUUGAGAAUUUUGACAAGAUGCAGGUCAUUCCUCAGUCAUCAUCCAUCCUCAAAAAACUUAGGAAACAUUUAUGGGGAACAGAAGUCCCAACAGCUUGAGUGAUUUAGGAAUUCCCCACAAGCGGUAUAUAUGAUAGCAGUUACUUUUUUUGUCUAUUCUCUCCACAUGGGCAGCUGGAUGGCCCACACUGAAAGAAGUAAUUGCACUGGCUACCAAUUUCCUACUGAGCCAGGUUUAAGGUACUGCUGAUGACUUGUAAGGCUCUAUGCAGCUUGGAACCAGGCUACCUGAAAGAACACUUCCAGCCCCCUUUGGUCACGCCAUGUCCUGCGGAUACUUCUCAAAUGAUCACUUGGAAAUGGGUUUUCUCUGUGGUAGUACCCACCUUGUAGAAUGAUCUCCUAGAUAUCCAGCAGGCAUUAACAGUACUGAUAUUUCAUUAACUAGUAAGAACAUAUCUGUUCACUCAGGCCUUCCUGGACCUUUGAUGUGUUAAUCCAAUCUUUAUACUUUUUUCCACAUGGUAUACCAGAUUUAAUUAUUCUUUAGAUACAGCAGAUUAUUUUUUUAAUACUCUUAACAUGCUUUAGUGGAUUGUCUUCAGUUAUGUUGUUGCUCACCACCUUGGUGACUUCUUGUUUAAAAGUGGUGUAUAAAUUGCUUUAAUAAAUGAACCAUCCUGAACCUUAUUUUUUCCUCGGAACCUAACUCACCUUGCUCUGGGUUGGGGGAAAAGAUUUUGAGAGUGCAGCCUAAGUCCUGCUGUGGAAAUUUCCCUCUUUUUUCUUUCUCAUGCUUUCUCUCAGAAGGGAACCAAUAAAAUAUUUUUUUUCCCUCCUUCUGACAUGGUUCAUAGGUGCUUUUUUCAGGAAAAUGUGUCUGCCUCAUCCCCAUACAUGCUCAUGGCUCAUUCAGCCAUGGAGGGUAUGCCUGCCAUUAUGGAGGGUCACAAUAAGCCCUUUUCUUCCUUUUGAAUGGCAUAUGGACACUGUGGACUGCCUGCCUAAACUGAAAGUGGUAAUGCCUGGAGUUGUUUCAACCAGAGUUCUGCAAAUUGCAUCAGAUAUAGACAUUUUUCUUCCUGCUCCAGUUCCCAUAGCUGAAGGGAAGGUCCAAUAGCUACAGGUGCCACCACUACUCUUCCUAGUUCAGAGAAAGGUUUCAGGCUAGAGAAAGUUCUUCCCCUUCUUAUUUUAGGCGCAGAAUCCAUUCUAGGGGUAUGUCCAGAAGUCAGGUUACAUUUUUCUGCCUUCCCUAUCUUUCUAAAGGCAAUGCUGGGGGCAAAGUGCUUUUUCCUAUUGCUGUGUUCUGUGUUGAUUGCCCCUUAAGAGAGAAUGGUUCUUCCAUUAAGCUCUAGGUCCCAUCCCUGCAAAUCUUGGGAGCUGCUCUCCUCUCCAAUGGUUCUUUUGCUAGGGCUUCCUCCAUUGAUGGUAAGGGUUCUAAUAAUACUUUUGAAGAAGAAUAGUACACAGGGGCAAAUCAGAUUCUUUUUGGUCUGGUAUGCUCUGAGCACCUUUCAGUUAAAUGUUUCAGAAACUCUUCCAGCACCCACCAAACCAGUUGGAAUGGACCUACCUUUUCCUACUCUGUUUGUCUCAGGUUCCUUGGUUCCUUUCCUGGUGUGUGAAUUUGCCAUAAGAAAAUAAAGAAUGGGCUGAACCCUUUGGGUGGGGUAAACCAUCCCUUCCUUGUUCAAGAAAUUAUUUUACCCAAGGAUAUUUUAACAAGUGUUAUGUGAAGAGAUGGUUUAGUGGCUCCCUUAACUCCUAAAGCUAUUUCACCCAUUAAUUUGGAUGAGAUAAUGUGGGGCUGACACGAACCCCUUGACAUGUUGAAAGAAUGUAUUAAAGGGAUUGUGGGACCCUCCCUGUUGCCAUGCUCUCCUAAUAUCUGCAUGUUCAAAUUACAUCAGAAGUUCUACUUGUGUACACUGGUACAUGAGUAGAAGUUUUGAUGUAACUUUGAAUGUGUGGUCAGAAGAAUGUGAGGGUGGUGUGGGGGCAUGGCUUUUCCAUAUGGCCCCAUGCCCCCUCCCCAUCUUCUCUAAAUACAUUGAGGGGUUGUGUGAACCCCCAGAUUGCAGAGUAUACCUUGCAUAGGAGAGUUGAGGCUUUAGCCCUAGCCUUUGAGCCUUCUCGGCUUCUUCAUAACUUGCCAGGGCUGCCCUCAUAUCAGCAAAUGAGAUUAGCCUCACCAGCAGUCUUUUUAACAGAUGCUUUCCUAGAUGCUUUGCAAACAGAAACCCACUCAAACAAGAGAGAGGAUGUCUAUGUGUGCCUCCUAAAAAAAGGGACCAGAAACCCUCCACUUUGAAACAUUCCUUUCAUCCCUCUUUUCUUCCCAGAAUAGAUGUGACAACAACAGGCCCAAAUGGCAUUCUUCCAAGUCAAAAGGCAGCUCCAUAUAUUCUUAACCCUUUGGUAACAAGUCCUCUCUUCCUUAUGACUACAGGGAUGCCAGCCUUAACUCCUUCCUUUUAGUGGCAAACCUCAGGCCUUUACAGACACCUGGAGGACCAUCAGUUCAUUAAGGAGGAUGUUACAAAUGCUUCAUAAAUGCUCUUUCCUUGGAUACUUUCAUAUUUUGUUGGAUUGAAUCAUUCCAUCCCCUGUCUGCAGCAUGGAAGAACAUAAGCUGAAAUGUGUGCAGCAGAGGGCAAUCAAGAUGAUGAAGGGUCUGGAAACAAAGCCUUAUGAGGGAACGGAGGGAACUGGGUAUGUUCAGCCCGGAGAAGAAAAGAUUGAGAGGUGGUAUGAUACCCAUCUUCAAAUAUUUGACGGGCUGUCACAGUAAUGAUGGAGCUUUGCUUGUUUUCUGCCGCUCCAGAGGCUAGGAUAUGAGCCAAUGGCUUCACAUUACAAGAAAGGAGAUUCCGACUAAACAUUAGGAAGAACUUUCUGAUGGUAAGAACUGUUUGACAUCGGAACAGGCUACUUCAGAAGGCGAUGGACUUUCCUUCAUUGGAGGUUUUUAAACAGAAGCUGGAUGUCCAUCUGUGAGGGAUUCUUUAGUUGUGGUUCCUGCAUUGUAGGAGGUUGGGCUAGAUGACACUUGUGUCCCUGACCCAGCUCUACAAUUGUAUGAUUCUAUUGCCUCCACAUUCACAUUCACCCUUGUCAUUGCACUUUCUAGGAUUCACUUGAAGGAACAACCAGUUCCAGUUUGGAGCCCUUUCCUUCAGUAUCUUCUCCAGCCUCUGAAGAGUCUGAGAAGCCUGACUGCUCAUCCAUUUUACAUAGAUUAUUUUUAUUAGUGUCCCUUCCUUCAGGUCAAGGAAUUGGAACAUCCACCUUACCUCAGCUGAGGUGUCUCAGCAUCCUAGUAAACAAAACCUGUCCAAUAGAUCCAGCAUCCAGGAUACCCUCAAUACAAUCCCCUCAAUCCAUGUCUGAACAGUGUUUCUCUCUCAGAAGAGAGGAUUUUGACCCCUUCAGAAUAAGUUACCCAGUUCAUCUUCAAUCCCUCACCAGACUGCUAGGCAAGAUGAUUUCCAUCAUGGUUAGUCUCUUCAAAAACCUUUCUGUUACCCUUCCACGAUGAGACCCUAUCUUUCUUAAAUCCUUCCCUAAGAGGUUCACAAGAGCUAGCACUUCAAGCAAGUCAUCGAGACAGGAGUUCCUGCACUGUUCCUUCAGCCUAGAGACCAGUGCCAAAUUUACAUAUAAGCUAAACAAGCUCUAGCUUAGGGCCCCACUCUCUUGGGGCCCCCAAAAAAAUUUAAAGGAGGAAAAAAACCCUGGAUGUACAUUUCCAAAAUAUAAGACAAAAAACAAAUAAAAUAAAACCUACAUACAGCAACAGUGUUUUGUGUUGUGUAGGCUCCUAUGAUGUAAGUAAUGGGCCCUGCCUGCUAGCCUGCUCCCUGAAAUAUCACAUAAAAAGGGCCCCAUUACCUUCAGUAGCUUAGGGCUGCAUCAAACCUAAAUCCGGCCCUGCUAGAGACUGUGGUAAUAACUGUUGUCAAUCAGUCCAGCUGAGCAAUGCAAGCUGAGCAAUGUUUAAGGGACAUGGUGACAGAAGGAGGCCUCUUGCAGCAUAAACCUCUUUGAACUUUGGGUGAGUCAACUUCCAUUGAAAGCCUUUCCUUCAUGACACAGUUCCAGAGAUACCCUUGUUCACCUGGACAGCAUAUGUACUAAGUCUUAUGUCAACAGAAAAGCAGGAAUGAGUUUUCCACAACUCCUCAAAGAGGUGAUCUGUUUGCUUCCUUGAGCAGAAACUUAUUACUUCCCUGGUAGCCCAGAAUCUGAGGAGAGGGCUUCUGGAAGACUUUUCAGGAAGAAGGUCUGGUUCUUAUUUCCAGAACAAUCAAGAGAAUUGGGGAUCAGAAGACACAUAUCAUCUUUAUUGCCCCCCAUUUGCUACAGGUUUCAGACUCUCAAUCCAUGAUCUCUUCUGGAAAUUCUGGAUUGCUGCAUGACAUGCCUCCUCCUACAUCCUCACCUACAACUGCCUGGAGGUUCAAAGGCAGACUCUUCUAGCCCUGAGCUGCCAUCCCAGAGUAAUUUCCACUCUUUUAGUCUCAUGCAAAUCUCCCACCUGGGUACCAAUAAUACUUUGGUAUCUACCCCCUUAUACAUGAUUUCAAAAUAAACUUAACAGAAUAGAAGGGCCUUUUAAAAUGCUGUGACAAAUCAAACACAGCAGCCCUUGGAGCUUCCAGGCCUUAAUAUAAACUUCUUGAAAAGAUGGAUUUCUGCUCUUUCCAGCAUAACUGCAAGUUCUGGAGGACAUCCCAUUUCUUCUAAUACCUGCAAACUUCCUAUCUGAUAUCUCCACCUCCAGUUCGCUGUAUGCCUUCUUGGAGUCUAAAUGUGGCUUUCAAAGUUCCUCCUUGGAGCUUAUUUAACCACCUUGAAACUGCUUCCCUUAAUUUACUCACCCUCAAAACAAACUUGCUACUGACCAUAAACCUCAGCACACUGGGUUUUUGAGAUUUGGGCCUUUUCUGUAGAGCUUGAACUAUGUAUUCCCAAAAUGACAAGAAUUAUCCUGUGUUCUUACCCUUCAGGUUAACAUUAAUUUGACCUAUCAUGGAGCAGGGGAUUGAUCUUGCCAUUCUUUAGCUCUUAUCUCCCAAAGAACAAGCGCCACAUUUCAGGAAAGAACCCCCCUGGAUGAAAUGUUCAAAACAGCUUCUUGGGUCUCUGUAGACAGGCCACUACAGGACUGAAACAUAUGCCACUAUUUAAGGCAGUUUCCUAAAGCAGGAUCCUUAACAACCUGUAUAUCCUAGGGCUCAGAAUACGUGGGGGCAUUUGGAUACCAAGUUCUCCCUUCCAGGGAUGUACAGUGGUACCUCAGUUUUUUAACGUCUCCGUUGAUGAACAUUUUGGAACUCGAAUGCUGUAAACCCAGAAGUAAAUGCUUCGGUUUUCAAACACGCCUUGGAAGUCAAACAUGGCACACGGCUUCGAUAUUGUGUUUUCCUUUCUGAGACUUUCGUUUUGAGUUCCUGAAUGUUUCAGAACUCGAACUGUCUUCCAGAACAGAUUACAUUCGAAAACCAAGGUACCACUGUACUACUUUUUAAAAAUACCAGUCAGAAGUGUCUUCCUGCCCAUGUGGGGAGAAAGUAUUAUUUUACCCUGAUGAACAUUUAUUCUCAUGGGUAAGACAUCCUGCCCAUCUCUGCAUUUACUCCAGUUACUAUGAAUCUUAUAUUUUCCAGAUUUUGUUUGAUUUUUUGGAGAGUGGGAGUUAUCUUGCUCUCUAUGUUCCAAUUAAUAUGAUCUGUUGGUUUCAUUUCUUCCCAUUCUAUGGUGGUAAUUCUUCUUUCUAGCUCUUUCUAUUGCAGGUGCUUUUUCUUUAAUUUGCUAUGUAAUUGAGUAUAUGGUGAGCAUUUCUCACCUUACAGGAAGUGACUUUUUAGCCCUGUUUUCACAGUCCCAGAGGCAGGACCUAACUGAAUCCGGAAUGUCCUCUGCCCCCGACCUGCAUUCUCAUCAGGUAAGAACUGCAUUCCUCCACCAUCCAAGACUUAUCUCUGUUGUUUAACAUUUUUGUAAAAGUAUUGAAUUGCAUAUGUCAGGAGUAGCAAUCUUUUUCUGACUAGUGGGGCAGAUCUUAAUCUCCUCACCCAUGGUGGGACAAAUCUGACAGGGCAGGGCGAGAGCACCUACCUGUCAGUCACCUGGUGCCAUAGUGAUGUCAGGUGGUGCUAUAUUUUGAGGCCCUUGUCGCAACUUCAAAGUACUGUACAAUGCAGGGCAGUUUUUUAAAGGGCUUUCAAACAGCCCUGCGCUGUUCUUUGAACUUUGGGUUUUUGGAGGUUCAAAGAGCAAUGCUGGGAGAGAGAAGUAGCUUCCAGUGUCCAUCAGCUGUUGAGUAGAAGCAGGCCUUACUCUAACAAAGGAAUGAUCUGGAGCUCACUUUAAGCUACUGAUAGUUCCUUUUCAAAAAUGUAUUUAUUAAACACUGAAUUUUUAUAAGUACAUAGUUUCCUGAUAGUGAAAAUUACUUACAUAAAAUGAGUUUAAGUGGGAAGGUGGAUGUGUGACUGUGAAUUCCUGGAAGUUGCUCCAUAGGGUUAAGAGAACUCAUGUGAGGCAAUGUGCGGCAAGCUGGGGGGCAGCAGCAAUAUCAGACAGCAGCCCCAAACAACAGGUGGUUUCUGCACUCAUCUGUAAUAUGGAAAUAACACUGGCUUGCUUCAUAAGGUUGCUGUGUGUAGUGUGUUCAUUUAGAAGAGUUCGUCUUGCCUGUCUCCUAGGGAUUCACCACUAGCGUAGCAUAAACCACACAAGGCACUCUGGCAUGCGUUAAAAUAAUUGGUAAGUGAUUUGAUGACGUUUUGUGAAACUUCAGUUUAAAAAUCAAGAGAAUUUAUGAGGUUCAGUGUCCUGAGUCCAUGUUUUUGUGCUGUGGUGGUGCAGGAAACACACAGCUCAUAGAUUUUUGUGGGCAGGGAUGUGAUCUGAUGAGUUUAGGUAGAAUCCAUGUGGAUACAUGGAGUGGAUUGACAUUUCUGCUUCAUAGUGGUGCUGUGAAGCCCUGGAUCUGCAUUCCCCCCCCCCAAUUUCGUGAUGCCUUUUGGGGAAGCCUAUACAGGGGGAAAACCAUGCCAGUUCAUGUACGUGUCCGCAGAACCCCUUGCUUUUGCACCAGGAUGGCUCUGCAAUUUUCACCGUUCAGCUGAUGAACCUUGAUGCAAAGUGCAAUUUAGCAGUUUUUUCGGGGGGGGGGGGCUGCCAUGUAAAAACCACGUGCUGAUUCUUGGUUUUGCGCCAGGCACGGGGUGGGGUAAUUUUCCUGGCUGAGGGUGUAGUUUGCCACCUGCAGUUUGAUGGUGGAGGGCGGUGAGUGUCCCUUUUUAGGAACCUGACAGUUAUUGAAAUCCAGAUCAUCUCUCUCCUUCUUUUCAGCGUUAUUCCACUCCUUUUUCCCUCAGAGCCCUCGCUUUGCGCGUUUUCCUUUCACUCCAGAGGCCUGCAAAGCGGGCGAAUACGACGAAUAAAAAAUUAUUUUUGGCGGGGGGUGGUGGUAUGUAGAACUGGCUACGGAUUCUUGGGGUGCGUGGGGUUAAAUAUCAUCUCCUCAGCUUCGCCGGGAACCAUUACGCCGCGUCGGAGCCAAGAGAGGAGGAACGGCGGCGGCACUUCCCCCCAGCUGCUUCCAGCUCACUUCCCCUUGUCUCUCCCUCACAACACGCAGCCGCCCCCACCCCAAGUUUUUAACGAUCCGAGCCACCUCAGAGGGCGGCAGCCCAGUUGGGGCGCGCGCUCGGCGGCGAGGAGGGGCGGGGCGCUCGCGCUCUCUCCGCGCGCCUUUCCCGCUCCUCGAGCCUGAUUGGCUGCGAGGAAGGGGAGGGGGCUUCGAGACAACGGGCGCGCGAGGGAAAGGGGCGGCGGCGGCGGCGCCCCUUCCCGCUCCCCCCACCCACCCUCUCACCGCGUACAGACUCGACGCCUUCCCUCGUUCCCCUCACGCCGCGGGCGCGCGCGCUGACGGCCGCGUCUUUCGGUUCCCCCCUCCCCGCUUUUUCUCCCGUCCCCCUCCCUUUUAACCCUUUCCCUUCCUUUUCUUUAGGUCUACCCGCUCCCCCCCCCGCCCGCCCGCUGCUCUUUUCCUCAUCCGGCUCGUCGGUCGGUCAGUCGGGAAGGCAGAGCUCGGCCGUGAGGCGGUUUCUGAGGAGGCUCGCUCUGCAGAACAGCCUCUGGGGGCGAGCGGGCGGGAGCUGGGUGGGUGGGUUGCCUGCCUGCCAGGGGGGAGGGAGGCAUUAAUUGCUCGCUUCUAAACGAGGGCAAGUCGCCCCUCCCUCCUUCCCCCCUCCCCAACUUUCACGGUUUGGGUUGUGGACUCGCGGAAAGCUCCCCCCCCCCAAAACCUCAAAGCGCGCGCGAGGAGGGCGGGGCAGAUUCCGUCCACCCGUCUACGCCCCCCCCCUUUGUUUUCAGCCCUACUUCGCAAUUUCUCCCAAUUAUUGAUCAUGAUCACCGGAAAUAAUCGGGCAGGGUACUAAGGAGGGCGGGGAGGGGAGGGGGAAAAAACACCCCCACCCCCAAUCUUUGUUCUUCGGAUUCGCAAAGCGGUGGUUUAGCUCUCUUCGUUUUGCUGUAACUUCUCCCCUUCCCCCCUCUCCCACCCCACCCCCCCGUUUGAGGUCCCCCCCCCAUACUUUAUUUUUAUUAACCCUCUUUCCCUAAUAAUCCAGGGAGGGGUCGGAAGACCGACGCAUCUCUUUCUCUCUCCCCCCGACCCCCCAAUCCUAAAUCCAAAGUGCUGUUCACAGGAGGAGGAACAGGAGUCGGAAAGAAGCAACCAGGUUAGUCAUUCGUGUAAAAGCCGUGCUGCCGACGUGAUAUUGGCUUCUGACUCAUUUUCUGUGUUCAAGAUGGGGAACGCACGUGCAUAUUUUAUUUUAUAAUUCUUUGUCUGAACGCAGGAUGCUCCGGCGUUUGUGUCGACGUGCAAAAGCUACCGUGUGGGGAGUAUAGUUUAUUUUUGGCUUGUGUCAUCUUAAAGCCCUUUCUGUUGGACCUUUAAAAAAAUAUAUCUGUUUUUUAAAGAACGAACGAACGGUAGCUUGGAUAGAAAUACAAUACAAUAUCAUUGCAGACUUGUAUGUUAACGUGCGUUUUGUAGUAAUUGUUAUGCUUAUUCUGUAUAAGCAAACUCUGUGCCUGAAACAAUGACCUUUGCUUUUCUUAGGAGCUUAACAGUUUUACACAUUAAUUUGGCUUCACUUCGUUUCUGUAUGACAGUAGUUCCGUUUAAGACGUGGGUGUUGAAUGCCAGUUUUUACUAACGCCGAGGCACAGAUUUUGUCUUUUUAACUGUAUCAAAAAUGUAAAGCUCUGUUAGGCCAGUUUCUUUCCCCCUUUGAAGUUGCCUUAGGUUACACAGGGCUUUAGUAAUUUGAGAAUUUAACCAUGUAGUUUGUCUUCUGUUGUACACCACUGUGUUAAGCUUUAAGUGUAGUAAACUAACCUGGAUCUUUUCAUUCUUUUUUCCUAGAUAUUGCUGGUGCCAGGUGCAGCUUUUUAAGGGGCCCAGUUCUGAGGGAGCAGAAACACAAGAGGAGUUUACUGUACUUUGAAUCCUCAGAACCUAAGAUUAUUUUUUAUCAACCUUCAUUAGAGGGAGGAGGAAUAUAAAAUCUGUCCCCCCACAUUUCUUUACUCUUCAGAGCAGUAGUUAGGCAUCACUCAUUGGGGUACCAGGAUAAUACAGUUCACAUGACAGCUUCUUUCUUAUGGAGGCUCUGUGACCAAACCAAGCUUGAAGAGCUAAAAGGCACUGAGAGGACUUGAUUACCUCCCUGGGGUGGGGUGGGGAGAAAGAGAGAAGGUCCCAAGAAAAGCCUCUUUGCAUUGAAGGAAGAUUGAAGCAACAGUCUCUGGAUAUUGCUGCUCUUCCCACCCCCAAGCGUUGGGUAAGUUACACUACCAUUAUUCACUUAUUCAUUCACUCUGUUCUGUUUCACUCCACCUCCACUCUACUAUGUGGUGAAGAGACGUGCCUCAAGAUGGUGAGCGUGGUGGUGGUGGGGAAGCAGGGAUGACACUGUGUGUUAGUGUAAAACAUUGAAAAGAGGGUUUGUAUCUCUUGCCUUGUGCAUUACAGGUUUGAGGUUUAUAUGCUGUUUAUGUGGAAAUAGCUGGCACCUGCAAAAAGGAAUGCAGACUUAAUGGGUGUGCAGAGACUUGUAUCAUGUCAUAAGGGGAUGACUCUUAGUAUAAUAGUACCAAAAAAAAGGAUGAGUUGUACAAAUGAGUGGAAAAAAAUCACACGCACACCCCCCAAAUGCAUGGGAGGACGCACAGAAUGAGUUGGAAGAUGAAGCAAUGUUUUAUGGUUCUGCAGUUGGACAAACACAGUAGCUGAAACAGUCCUUUCUCUCCAGACUGGUGUCUUUUGCAAAUAAAAAAGGGAUGCAGAGUAGUGGUGGUAUUGACGUACGGAUGCUUUCAAAGAAGUGUGUAGUUUAUCACCUGGCUGCAGUGGCUGUUUCUAUAAUGGAGAGAGGAUGAACAGCCAGAAUAUGCAGCUGUAUGCAGGCUUCCCUGGUUGUGUUAAUGCUUGCUCAAUUUCAAAUUGUGCUUCAUUGUAUGCUUUUAAUACCUUGUGAGCCACUUUGGAAGGCAUAUUCCUGAAAAGAGCCUAUAAUUAAUGAAAGGAAAUUCAAAUAUUUUUUAUGUUCUAAGAACCAAAAUUUGCUUAUACAGAUGAUGGAGCAGAGUUUUCAACCAACGGGGUUUACAGUAUCUGAGAUGUGGUUUGGAAUUGUAUUUGUUUCAUUGGGGUGAUUCAGAGGCAAUACCAAACCAUGAUUUGGCAUUAUAUGAACAAGCCUGGCUGGGCCCUCAGGCAUGUGGACUUUGGUUUAUUCUGCUGGAUAAGCAUAAAUAAUUUGCUGGUUUGGGAUGAAGUGGCAAACUAUGGGUUACCUCAUACUAGGAAAGAAGGUUAUAAAUUGCUGUGCAGAAGGCACUGGAGAUGGGAGGUGGAGUUUGUGAGCCUGAGGGACCAGCCAGACUCAUGCACGUAAUGCCAAGCCAUGUUUUGGUGUUAUGUCUAAACCAACUCUUUACAUGCAAGUUUUUACCUAAGUUUAUUGAAAUUCUGCACUUGUCUGUUCUUCCUCUGGAUCUUCUCAUUUUGAAGUAGUAUUUUAGCUAAAUUAUUUUUACAUUUACACAACUGGGCUGUAAUUUAAAUGAAUUUGUUGUAAGGAACAUUUAUUCCAUUAUGUGGCAAUUGACCUUUUGGGUCUUGUCCACUGCGUGGUGGUUAGUGGAAUUCAGUCAGGCUGACUUCUAUUCCCAGCCAUAUAGGAAGGGUUGCUCCUGCCUAGGGGCCAGACUACAUGUCACAUUUGACAUGUAGUUGGUCCUUGAGUGCAAGCCUUUUCUUCUAGCAAUUGCUAGUGUGCACCCCCAUUCCAGAUUGAGAAUAUGACAUUAAGGAGCUUUAACCCUUUGCUAUGGUCAUGGUACAGAUUAGCUCACACCAUCUUCAGAUCAGGGCCCCAGUAGAGGUCAAUGGAUUAAAUUCUCCUGAACUCAUGGCAGGAUCCUUGUCCAGAUUGCCCCCUGCCCACGCUGGUAAUAUGUGAAGGAAAAGUCUUGUGCCCAAGACUUGAAAAUCAAGUCUGGUUUGGCUUCAAUCAUCAUUGUGGCUGAAGAUUUUCCCGAAGAAAGUAUUUAUCAUGGAAUAAACAAUUUAGCUUUUUAAAGUAAUUUAAAAAAUAAUUUUCUAGUUUCACACCGAGAAACAAAAUCCAGUGCCAGAGAUUUAAGGGGUAGAGCCACCCAGACAAGGGCCGUUCAGUCCUGCCAUUGAAUUCUAUGGGAUGUAGUAAACAAUUUUGGACACAGUUGAAUCGAUGCGCUGUGGUCAACAGAACAGGUUCCCCGCCCCCACUCCAGUAGUAUCCUUGAGUGCAUCACUUUACAUGGGCCAUAGUUCUAUGGUAGAGCUCCUACUUUGCGUACUGACUGUCCUAGGUUCAAUCAUUUGCAUCCCACAAAUGCAGGUGAUCAAAAAGAUCUCUGCCAAAGGCCUCAGCACUUCUUCAGCAGCAGCUCCAAGCCAAGUGUGUGUAACGGCUCGAGGCCCAUCCCUGCUUUCGAGGACUAGGUAGACAUAGGCAGAUCUUACAGUCUCUGAAUGCUCACUUUUGUAUAUGCUCCAUUAUUGGACUCCAUAUACUCCAGUUCCGCUGCUUAGAGACUUUAAUUUGUAUACCUACCUAAAUUGUUUCUCUUGCUUCCUCUCCCUAUUAAAUAAAUAUCAGUUCUUACUGCUCCCAUCCUCUUAAAUUGUGCACUGGUUGUUUCCCUACUUACUUUCAGAAAGCCUGGGAGCUGGAGAUACUGCACACUAUUUAGGUGGGCUCUGGUGUUCAUACCUUCGUCAAUCUCAUUACUGUUUGAACCCAAGUUUCAUAGUUCCCUCCACAAAAAGGGAUUGCUGGUAGCAGUGCAUUUUUCAUAACAAAAUGGGGUGCUGGUAUUCAUAUAUUGAUAAAAGUGCCGUGGGCGCCAGCACAAAAUGGCUGCCAUAUGCACCAAAAAAAGAAUACUGUUGCAAAAAAAGCCCAUCUGGUAGAGAAAUUGGGGGUUAUGCUUAAUUCACGCUUAUAGGUGACUGGCUGUCAUUCAUUCCCAUGGACACUCAAGGAUAAUAUUGCAGCAGAGACAAAACCUGUCUACAAACCAAGACAAUUUCAUCCACAAUACCCCAUUGUAGUUACACAAAGUCUCUGCAGAGACCCAUUGCCCCAUCACCAGAGUCUCGUGUUCUUAUGACUAUGCAAUGUAUACUAUGCCUAUUGUGAUGGAUGUUGUGCACUAGUGUUGUACAGUAGUUUAUAUUGACUAAUUCAGGAUGCGUUCUAGUGAUAAAACACUCUUUCUUACUUUGAUAAUAGUCACUUGCAGUAUACAAGAGAGCAUUAAAACAUGUUUGUUUAAGCAAGCCUAUCUAGACAUGUAAGAAGUUAAAUGUGCUUUAAUCUGUUUUUUGUUGAUUCUAGUUAGGUUUGUUUUAAGUUUUUCUAAAACACCUGUUUUUAACUGUCUUUUAUUUGUAAAUAAAAAUAAACCACUUGUAAACCACUUUGAGGUUUCGUUACAAUCAAGUGGUUUACAAAUUUUGUUAAAGAAUAAAAUAGUGCAAUGCAAUGAGUUUAGGUAAAGGCUACUGUAGAUUAUUGUUUUCUUAACAGGAUAUUCAUGCCAUUUUGCUUCCGCCUCAGUGGAAAGGAAAGAUACAAAAUAUACAUGGAAACUCACAAAAAUAAAUAAAUUACUAUAUUCAGUUUAAGUAGAUGUUUGUGAAUCCUGGAACUGGGUCUGUCUCAAGUAGUAGGCAAAGAACUAAUGCUGAUUUUUCUCCUCACCCAUUCCCCCUAUUUUUCCACAGACAAUUAAGGAAUAGGUCACAAUCACAAAUCACAUGCCUUAGAUCUCAUACCAAGUGAGAUUUUAUAAAUUGCCUUCAGGUCUAGUGGUGAAAAACAUCUGGAAACAUCUUACUCAUUUUUGUUGCCUGGCAUAGAAAAGGAAUACUUGAUUUUGUUUUAUUUGGUAAAAAAAUUACAGCUUAUGGCUGCUGCAUGUUAAGGUUGAGAAACAAUACUAUGUGAUUGAAAAAUUGCUGCAAGAGAGCUCCAUAUAAAAUCUGUUUGGUUGCAUUCUUGCUGCAAAAUCUCAUACUGCAGACAGAAGAAGUUAGGUCAGAACAAUAGUUCCUGCGCGUAGAGGGUGGUAUAUAAAUUCAAUAAAUAAUAAUAAUAACAGUUCCUUCUGUUCUUGUCAGUUAAAAGGAGACAGGAAAAUGGCUUGAUGGUCCAUGGAGACUAGGUUCUCCAAUGUUUGCACCAUUGUUGUCUUAAAGCAGACCAGUUAUAUGGGUAUAGGCUUGAAAAUGUUUCUUGUAUAUAAAAAGCAGAUUUGCAGGUUUCUAGCUACUCUUAAGAUGGCCAUUUUGAUGUAUUUAAUGCUCACCUUAUAAGGACUAGACUGCAAGAGAUAACUGCCUUAUCCAGUGCAGUCAAAAUUCAACAAUAGUGCUCUUAGUGGCUUGUGACAGCAAUAAGCCAGGCUUUUUAGAGACCAGGUGACCAUUUGUGUUGUGAUCUUUUGAUAGCAAACUGCUUUUUAUGUUCACAUUCAGCUUUGUACUCCAAGCACGAGAUCACAGCCUUAAACUCUUUAAUCCAGAGAAUACAUAACACUCACUGACCUGAACUUUCAACAACUAAUGUGACUUUGAAUUUGUGCAGUACCUAUAAAAAGGUCUGAAAAAUGGGAGUGGAGUCACUAUUUAGCUAGUUGGCUUAUUAUUGUGGAAUAACUAAUAACUAAUUCUUCAGUAGGUGUCAAUAGUGCGACCUAGGUGUGUAUUAACCUCUGAAGACAACUUUGGGUUUGGUCCCCAUACGUUUCUGCUAAACACAUCAGUAUAGUGAGCAGCAUUUUUUGCAUGAAGAUUAUAUAUGGGAAGUGUUGUAUGCAAAUGCAAGAAGGUAUCUCUCCCACCUUUUUAAUGUUUAAACCAGCUUAAACUCAACCAAGCAAGAACAGACCAGCCUUAAAACCUCCUGAGUCAUCUUAACUACAGUUGCAGGAAAGUGUGGCAAUGUCAGUGUGAGGCAUGGUGUCUGCAACUAUGAGUGUAUUUAAACAGACCUUUAAGGUGACACAAGUUUCUAGUGAAGGACAAAUCAAGAGAGACUUUGUGAGUGACUUUAUUCAUUUUAAGUAGCUGAGGCUUGUAGUAGGGUGGGAGGCAUGGCAAAAUUAACUACACUUUGCUUCUACAGUGGAACCUCGUGUUACGUACUAUCCCCCUUGUAAACACUGCGGGUUACGAGCUCCGCUAACCCGGAAGUAGAUGCUCCCGGUUGCGGCCUUUGCCCCGGGAUGCGAGCGGAAGUCGUGCGUCAGCAGCAGCAGGAGGUGACAUUAGUGAAAGCGUGCCUCAUGUUAUGAGCGCUUUCGGGUUACAAACGGACCUCUGGAAUGGAUUAAAUUCGUAACUGGAGGUACCACUGUAUUAUUUAGUUAGAAAUGAAACCACUUUGUGUUGAAAACUCAUUAUAUACCGUAUUUUUCGCUCUAUAACACGCACCUGACCAUAACACGCACAUAGUUUUUAGAGGAGGAAAACAAGAAAAAAAAAUUCUGAAUGAAACAGUGGAUGUAUCAUUUUUGUGUUUCAUGCUGUGGCCACAGACAUGUGAUCUGACGGUGAGUUUGGGGUAGCCCAAUGCAAAAAUCCUGAGAAUCCAUGUGGAUCUGUGCUUUGUAACCACAUUUUUGCACCAUUGUGGCCCCAGGAAACAGUGGGUGCGUGAUUUUUUUGGUGCAGGCUGUAGCCAUGGACAUGCAAUGUGAUCUGAUGGUGAAUUUGGGGUGACCCAAUGCAAAGAUCCUGAGGAUCCAUGUGGAUCCAUGCUUUGUAACCACGUUUUAAGUGGGGAGGGAAGGAAAAACACAGAAGGGACAAGGAGCAUGAGAGGGGUGUGUGGAGAAGCAGCUGGCUAACAAUGCAGGAGAGGGGUUUAACGGGAGGGAGGAAAGGAAGGCAAAAGUAUUUCCCCCCACACACACCCAAGCCAGCCCUCCCCCCCCUCUCUCUCCCCCGCCCCACCUGCAUGUUUUCCGGCUGCCUGUGAGUCCCUAGAAUGCUGAGCCGGGUGGGCUGGAGCCUGCGCGCAGUGUGACUAGGAAGGAAUUAGAAGGAAGGAGCGAUCCUUUCCUUUCCCCUCUGCUUGCCAGGAGGGCAGGGGAUUUCCCUGCUCUUUGUUGCGUUUGAGCAAACAUAGCAGCCGAAAACAGAAGAGGGUGGGCAGUAAGACCCUGAGGCAGAAUGCUGGAAAGCAGCAGCCUCCUCUCCUCCGUGACGGUGGCCUGAUUUUUGCCCCUGCACUCGGGCCAGUCGGCUCCAGGGACCACACAUUCGCUCAAUAACACGCACAGACAUUUCCCCUUACUUUUUAGGAGAAAAAAAUCUGAGUGUUAUAGAGAGAAAAAUACGGUAUAUCAGGGGUGGGGACUGAAUCUGGCCAGCGGUCCAGGUCAUUAUUUCCCCUCCCCAUGCGGAUAAAAUUUAGUAAGGGGACAGAGCCAUUCACACAGCAAACACUUGACAUCACGGUGAUGCCGGGUAACUUUUUAUUACCUGCAGGGGCCUUCAAAAGCCCAUUUAAAAGUGCUGUUUUUGCCCUGCAUUUUUAAUAGGGCUUUGUGCCUGGACACCCUUUUUAUAUUGAGCUGGGCUUUCAUCUGCCCCAUGCCUGGUGCCUCAUAUGACAACUGAUGUAGGGCAACUGGACAUGACUUGGCUGAAAUGGUGAAGCUUGGUAGAUCUAAUUAGGUCCCAGGGCUGGCAGUCCCCCAUCAUAUAUUUUAUCAUAAUAAUGUUUAUACCAAACUUGCAAGUUAGGCUAUUUUUUUUAUUAUCCCCUUUUAGUUCCUGUUUAUUGCUUUCCUGGUUUGCCCAAUAGUGCAGCAAGUGUGUUAGGCAUACAGUGUGAUCCAUGAUUGGGGAAACCCCUAGCCCGUGAGCUAAAUAAGGUCAAGCAGGUGUCCUAAUCAGGUGUGUGGAGUUGUUUCUCCCAAACCAUCCUCCCCUGCCCGUAAUACCAUAUACAAUAUCAGGUGGGAGGCAGGUGAAGGUGUGGCCGUCACUUGCAAGUUCAUUUCCAAGUGACUUCUAUUAGGAACACACUUCAGAGGUGUAAAAAACCCCCGUGCAUGUCAGCAGAGCACAUGCAAGCCUUCUUUGCCUCUUUUUGUGAGGCAUUUUAUCUUUAUGAUGUUUGGGGGAUACUUCUGGGUUUCAACGUACAGUGGUACCUCGGGUUAAAUACUUAAUUCGUUCCAGAGGUCUGUUCUUAACCUGAAACUGUUCAUAACCUGAAGCACCACUUUAGCUAAUGGGGCCUCCUGCUGCCGCUGCGCCACCGGAGCAUGAUUUCUGUUCUCAUCCUGAAGCAAAGUUCUUAACCUGAGGUACUAUUUCUGGGUUAGCAGAGUCUGUAACCUGAAGCGUAUGUAACCUGAAGCAUAUAUAACCCGAGGUACCACUGUACGUGCACAUUAUUCAGACAUGCCUAAAUUAGUCAUUAGCUAUAAUCUGACAUUAUUAUCCACCUGUCAAACUUGGCCUGCAGGGUUUGGGCAGAUAAAGAUCUUGGCACACCAGAGAGAAAAGGCUUCCCACUGCCGGAGUAGUUCAUUGUUGCCCCAGAAGAUGGUUUGAUGAGCUUUGGGGAGGUACUGGCACUGCACUGUUCAGUGGCUUGAAUGAAGCAGUGGAGGAACAGGUGGGCAGACAAAUAAGGAAUAGAAACUCUUCCGUUAUGAGCUGUUCUCAGCACUCACAAGAGAUUUAGGAUUUUUUGCUGGAGUCCGUGUGUGUGUUCAUUAUGAAUAUGUGUUCCUACCUGUAACUUCAUGCCCAGCAAGAGGUUCGCACAUCAGAGGAAUAAAGAAAGACUGGUUUAUUGCAUGAAAUAAAAGGAGCAUACAUGAAAUAAAAAAAGCCUCUGGCUGAUGAACAUCUUACACCCUUUUAAAAUGUGUUUAUGGGAUGGGGGUUAUUGGGCUUUUUGUUAUUUUUUAUCAGGUAUUUUGUGUUUUUAUAUUUUUAUGUUGAGAACAUCCUCGAGAUCUACGAAUAAAGGAUGGCAUACAAAUUUAAUAGUUAUAAUUAUAAUAAUGGAUGCUGCUUCAGGCAGCAAGGCGACAUAUAAAUGAGUAGCAAAUCAUACAGUACAUACCCACCUUGAUUCUAAAGAGUAAAAAAAACCCCUAACCACACAAAAGCCUGAAGAAUAGGCACAGCAAUUUGCCACAAACUCACAUUAAAAGUAGAGAGGAAAAGGGGAAGGUAUCCCUAAGAGGAACCCAACUCAGGAAUGAGAGAUCUGUACCUUUUGCAUGAGAGUUGAGCUCUCCCCAUUGAUUUACUGUACCAGCAAGGCUACAGCAUCUCUCUCACUUGUUUCUUGGUCCAUGGUCAGGUGAUGCAUGAAGCUGGUCCUUGAGAGUAAAGUCACAGUCCCAUUAGAGCCUGUGAGCUACCCAGCAAUUGCAAAUCUGGAAUUUUAAGUACAAUUUUCUACCAAUGCACCCUUAUGGAGAGGGGAGGGGUCUUUCUGGAUGAGUAUUCCUUUGUACCAUUGUUUACUUACUACAAGUUCCUGUCUGUCUAUCAUUUUGUUUACCUUACCCAUUUUGAAAUCUAAAGGUCAUGAUCCUCCUGCAAAACAACUGGUUAUCUUGCAUGUUUCCUCAACCAUUUUUUUCCUGUUUGCUUUUUAUUAGUUUUCUUACUUGAUGAACAAACACACACAGUAAAAUAGUAAAAUGACAAAAACAACCACACACACACACAUACACACACACAACCAUAAAUCCAUAAGUUCUUACAUACGGAUUUAUGUCACCAUAUUCUUUAAUCCCAAUUCCUUUUGUUCUCUAAUAGACUUUCGUCUGCCUCACCCCUGGUCUAUUUUGUCUAUUUGUUAAACUGCUCCUUUUAUCCUUCCUUCAUUUCCACAGUUUUCCACGUACCAUACUUGUAAUCCAUGUUGUGAUUUGUGAAAAUUAAAGCAAAUCCAGGUUUUGACUUGGGGACACUGUUUUUUUUUUUAGAUAAUCUCUGUAAAUUUCCCAUUCCUUUUGGAAUUUUUGAUUAGGCUGUCUCCUAAUCGCAACCGUCAUUUUUGCUAGUUUGAGAUAAUCAAAUAAUUUAUCCUUCCAUUCCUUUUUUGUUGGUAUGAUUUCACUUUUCCAAUUUCUAGCUAUUAAUAUUCUUUCUGCCGUUGUUGCAUAUAAGAAUAUUCUCUUUUUUUCAUUUGGGAUAUCUGAAUCUAAAAUGCCCCAAAGGAAAGCUUCUGAUUUCUUUAUAAAGGUUUGCCUAAACAUUUUUUUAGCUCCUCACAUAUAAUAUCCCAGAAGUUCUUAAUUUUUUUGCAACCCCAUCACAUGUGAAACAGUGCCCCUUCUGCCUGUUUACACCUCCAGCAAGUAUUAGAUUUUGCGUGCAUGCGCAAGCGGCGAAACCCGGAAGCAACCCUUUCCAGUACUUCCGGGUCUCCGCAGAACGUAACCUGAAAGAACAUAACAUGAGGUAUGACUGUACCUUAUAUAGCUUCCUUAUAGCAUGUUUCCUCAAUCAUGACCUUUUGGAGGAAGAUGCAAUUGUCCAUGCGCGCGCGUGCGCGCGCGCGCACACACACACACACUUAGUAGCAUUAACUAUGCAUGAAUGCAUGCAGCAGGAGCACAUAUGUUAUCCUCUUGUACACAUGGGAUGUUGCUCCCAUUUGGCCUAAUUUCAUACAGGUGGAGGAGCCUGGAAAGGGCAAGGGGGAAGCAAAAAUGGAAGGAGGAGCAGGAAGCCCUCUGGCAAGAACAAUCAGUCACUUUCUCUAGCAUAUUGCUAGGCAGGUAGGAAGGAAGAAUGUGGGGUAAGCAGGGAGAAAGUGAGCUAACCUUGCCCCAGUGUUGGCUCUGGCUUCUCCCACCAUCAACAUGCGACCCUUGAUAGAGCAGGAACAGGGAACUUUUUUUUCUAACUAUUGACAUUCAGUACUAUAGUCUGCCCAAGUCAUUGCUGGGUCAUUUUCUCUUGGAGAAACAGGUUUCACUUGGUCUCAGUCUGACAUUCAGACAUGUUGCAUGAUUUGCCCUUAGAUCAGUUGACAGUGAUUAAAAUGAGCAUCGAAACUUGUAACUUUAGGAAUCCACAGUGGAUUUGCAAACCAGUGAAAGCGACAGGCCUGCAUUGUAUUUGAUUUAAAAAAUGCAACACAUAAUUUAAACAUUCCAAAUGAGGAAUUGGUUGGCAGGGAGAGGAAAUGUAUGAUCCUUGGACCUCAGUACAGAAACUCAGCCAUUUUCUUUAGAACUUUCUUUGCCAAAUUAUACCUCUCAUCAAGUUGAGUCUUCGUGUCAGAUUUCAUACCAAUAUGACAAACUGUAUUUGAUUUUUAAGAUUUUUAUUAUAAAACCUAAGAGUGUUGAAAAGCCAAUACAUCUUAAACUAUAGGGCAACUUCCGCAGUUCUGUAAUAAAACCCACUUUCAGGUUUCUGACUUUUGUCACACUCCAGCAUGACCAAGAAAGGGUGCCUGUGGUGGGGCUGUACAGAUAGGGGUACAGCUCAUUCUUGUUGCCCCACUUUCUGUGUUGAAAUGAAAAUGUCUGACUGCCAGUCAGGCGUCCUUUCAUUAUAUGGGCCCUUUCACCACCCUACCCCCACCUUAGUAUUAAAUCCUUGAGAUAUUUCAUACUAGGUUUGGCAUGUAUGGUUUAUGGAAAUGAUUAAAUUCUCCUUAGGAACAGGGAUCCUCCCGCUUCUCUUCUCCCUCCCUCUAUGGUAUUUGAGAUUAUCAGUGAAGGCAUUUUUAGUAGUGUUACUAAUCUUCCUGAUGUUGCCAUAUUUUGCUGUAGAACUAAGUAAAUAUGUGUUGCUUGCCAAUCUUAAAGCAACCAAACAGCCUAAGUAGGCCCUGGAUCCUAAAAGGAUACUGUCAGACAUUAUUUAUAUAUGAAAAAUAAGUGAUUGAUGAAACAGUUGUAUCAAAGACAGUUUAGUUAAAUGUUUCAGCUUUCAUCUUCCUCAGUAACACAGUUGGGAUUUCAAAUAGAUGCUGUAAGCCAAGGUGACAGUUUUAAGAACACUCAGGAUGUAAUCAUUCUGAGGAGUGUGGCAUGUGCAAAAUUGAAGUCUAGAUUGAAAUGGAUUGAGAUUAAAUUGAUCACAUGCAUUACUCGUUGUAUACAAAUAAAUAGUAGUAAAUGAGAAAGAUAGAAACCUUUUUGUGUGCUAAAUUUCUUUCUUUAAUUUUCUAGACAUUCCUUUCAAAGGAGACCUGACGUCUGUGGGACUAGUUCAAGAUGUGUAGUUCGGUUGCUCCCAGGCUCUGGUUUUUAACGGAUCGUCGUAUUAGGGAAGACUACCCUCAACAACAAAUCCUGAGAGCACUCAAGGCCAAAUGUUGUGAAGAGGACCUGGACUUCCGAGCUUUGGUGAUGGAUGAAGUGGUCCUGACCAUUGAGCAAGGAAACCUUGGUAAGAAUAAAGGUUGUAUGGAAAGGUGACAGUUGGGAGGACAUGGUGUAUCAUGCAAGUAUGCCUCUGGAUGCCACCUGCUGAUAAUUACAAUUGUGAAGAGUGAGAUGGCACUCAGGUCCUGUUGUCAGACUUCUCUUGGGAAUCUGGUUGGCCACUGUGAGAACAAGAUACUAGACUAGAUGGGCCAUUGGCCUGAUCUUGCAGGCACUAAUGCCUUUGCCUGUGAGCUGUUAAAUUAUAAAUGCCAAAAAGCAAAACUGAGAAAAGUUUCUGUUUCAUUUCAAAUUGUGUUGUCGUAUUUUUCUGCCUGAGUGCUGUUUCAAGGCUGAGCGUCAACUCUUUAAAAAUUAGUGGCUUAAGCACAGCCUCCUUUGCCAAUGCUUUGGGGGUUUAAGAGAGAUUAUUUGCCCCAGUUUGCCAUGUGUACAGUCAGGUUGUCAAGUGCUCUAGAGGCCCUCUGAGUACCAAGUGCUGGGUGGAAGCAGUCGCAGAGAUUAAAGCUUCACUCACCACAAAGGCUCUGCAUGUACUCCCUGAUAUUGCUACACCUUAAUUUUAAAAUUGUGGCUGUCUCCUAAUCUCAACCAUCAUUUUUGCCAGUUCGAGAUAUUCAAAUAAUUUAUCCUUCCAUUCCUCUUUUAUUGGUAUGAUUUCACUUUUCCAAUUUCUAGCUACACCUUAAUUUUCUUGCUACACCUUAAUUUUAAAAUUGUGGCUGAGACAUAGAGUUCCAUGCGACUCUACACCAGGGUAGACUGUGUCCCUUUUUCUGCUGCUGUACCUGCAGAAUUCUUGGGAGCAGAUAAAAAUUUGCUGGAACUAGAUCACGUCACCAUUGUCUACGGAGACUUUCACAGUACAAAUAACUUACGUUUCCAAUUCUGUUCUGACUCUUGUGAUUCUUAUGGCAACAUUUCCAAAGUCCAUGGGCAUGGCUCUACUCCAGCCCAAUUGUUUUAUGAGAAAGGAUGAGGACUAUGCAGACCUUCAGCUUGGAUAUGAACUUCAACUCUGACUUCUUUAUACAUAGCACAGCAGGGUUGGGCAGCCACAGGGGCCUCCCUGUCAGCCCCACAGCAACAUUACUUUUCUCACCUCUCCUCUACUACAAUUAGGCUUGCAAAAACCCUUCUGUUGGAGACAAUAUGAGGUUUGGGGUUGUUCGGGUUUUUUGCAAGCCUAAUUGCCAUGGGGCUAAUCAGGAAGGGGGAUUGCAGUUAAUGAGGGAAGUGUUAAACUCUCCCUGCAAACCCCCUCCUCACUGAAAAUGCCUUCCUUGCUGCAAUUUGGGUUGGAAGAAGCAAGCUUAAUUGAUUGUGGGUAGGUAGGUAGGUUUGUAAUUCAAACACAGUUUGUGGUUCACAUGAUGAUGUCCUCCUUGCUGCACUUUGGAGAUGUAGUGUCUUGCUUCUGUUACCCUGAGCUCUUGGAAGGGACAUCAGGAUCACCCCUGUAUCCCUUUCCCUUCAUCAUGUUCCUGAAGAAAUCAGGAAGAUCAUGCUCCCCAGAGGUGCCUAGGCCACCAACUGCUGUGAGCAACUUUGUGAUCCACUGUUCCACACAGCUUUAAAAUGGGAGUAGGCAUCUACAAAAUACAGUGGUACCUCAGGUUACAUACUAUUCAGGUUACAGAUGCUUCAGGUUACAGACUCCGCUAACCCAGAAAUAUUACCUCGGGUUAAGAACUUUGCUUCAGGAUAAGAACAGAAAUCGCGCAGCAGCGGCGCAGUGGGAGGCCCCAUUAGCUAAAGUGGUGCUUCAGGUUAAGAACAGUUUCAGAUUAAGAAUGGACCUCCGGAAUGAAUUAACUCAAGGUACUGCUAUAAUAAAAUAGUAAUAUUGGAAAGAAGCUUUUAUUACAGGACCACUUAGAUACAUGCAGAGCUUAUUUGCUAAAACGGUUUUGUAGAUGAAAUGACAUAAUUAGGGAGUGGCUUUGUAAAGAUGGUGCCGUUGUAGGACAAUUGUAAAUAAGAGGCUUGCAUUUGAUUCCUGCAUUACAGGGGGUUGGACUAGAUGACCCUUGGGUCCCUUCCAACUCUGCGAUUCUUUGUACAAAGUAAAUAGGCCUUUGCUAUGUGAACCUGGAGCUGAGCAGCUGGCCCUUUACAGCCGUUGCAGUUGCAUGGCAAAUUGACACCACCUGGGGAUAUGUCAAGUCAGUCACUGCAGUGAAGAAUGUGCUUGUGGCAAGGUUGCUUAGACAGGGGAGGAUAAAGGACAGGUGAAGAGGAAGUAGAAUCUUGUGUGACAGGCUUGCCAGAUUACAAAAUGGAUGCAUGGCUAAUGAAUUGAACCUGGAGCUCUGGAAUGAAGUGGAGAAGACAGUUGGGACAGUUGGUCUUACAUAAUUGUAUUCUCCAUGUAAUCUCUACUGCCUAAUCAGUUUUACUAUCUUUUAAAUGUGUGUUGAAUUUUAGAAAAUAUUAAGUAAACAUGUAUUUGUGGCUGUAGUGGCCAGGGAUUGUUCCUGUGCUUGUCUCUCCUACAGGGAGAUUUGAUGUUUGUGCAUGGAACUGCGUUCAAAACUCCCACUGUUCUAGGCACAUUUUGCAACAGGGAAUUUGAUUAGCAAGAGCAGUUUCUGAGCUUUGGGCACAGUGCUGCACCUAAGAUUUCAGAUUAAAACUGCAGAGUGGAAGGAAAGGAGGACCCUUUUCUGCCUCCCCACUUCCAGCUACUCUGAAGAUUGGAGAAGAGGCCGUCUUAAGAAUAUUAGUGGGGUGGGCAGGAGAAGGACUAGACCAUAUGAAAAGUGAACAUAAUAUUUUAGCUGCAGUUCAUUCAUUUUCAGCUUUGUAUUCUUCUUAUUAAAAAGUGUGCCUAGACAUUUUGUUGUUGCACCCAUAACCCUAGGUUUAAGGUACCAUUUAGCUCCUAGCUUUCAUAUCUCUGUUUCUAACACUGGCAUGGAAUGGUCACAGCUGUGGUGUGGCUGGAGGGCAGGCAUUACAAUUGAUGCACCUUGGAGUAAUUCUAGUCUGCUAUGCAAGCAAAAUAGGACAAUUUCAGUUUUACUGUUAAUAUAGCAAAGACUUCACCACCUCAAAUCUUCUUGCAACAAUAUAGUAUAGAUGGUGCUGCAUGUUGUUAUCUGGCCAUCUUGUACUAUCUCAUCCUAAUUUUUUUGUCAGUGAAAUAAAAGUAAUGCAUUAAUCUGCCAAAGGUUUGUUUGAGAGAACAAGUUUGUAUGUCUGGCUCAAGUGAGUUUUAUGAAUGAGUAGAGAUUUGAAUUUACGUUUCCCUGGUCUAAGUCAAAACAAUCUAUCUGUGAAACCAAACGUGACACUCUCAAGGCAGAGGCCAGAGCUUGGUGACUGAGUUUCCUGGUUCAGUCCCUGGCAUCUUGCAUUAAAUUAUCUCAGAGAGCAGAGCUAUAUGUUCAAAUUUCUAGAGGUACUUUUGCAUGUGAAAGCAGUAAAUUACAACAAUGGAAACCGGUUUCCUACUCUAGCAACUCUGAUUGUGUUCCUGCACCAUGCAGAAAACUCAUUUUCAAAAAUAUAUUGAUUUCACACCCACCCAUAAAGUCUUAAGUUCUUUUUAUGCAAGACAGCUGAAUUCUAUAAUUUGCCAACUACUUUUGCUCUCAACCCUUUCAUAUAUCUGCUUAUAUGAACUAACUGAAGUGUGUUGAUUGGGCGGGCCUAUGGGGUGAUAAAUAAUCUAUAUUUCAUCAAGCUUGUCUGUAGCGCCAUAACCCUCUUGAACACCUUGCUCAAAAAGUGGGUAUUUUGCAGCUGUGCAAUACCUUCUGGAUCCAGGGCCUCUUAAGGUGGGGACACACACCACAAUCUCUUUCAUGGUGACAGGCACAAUUAUCAGACCCCCUCCCUCAAAGAUGCAUUUUGAUCUAUUUCGAUCCAGCUUUAUUCCUGCUUUUGGCACCAAUAUAGCUUUGGUUACUCCAAUUGAUGACUUGUAUUAAGGGAGAGAUGAGGGAGGUGCAACCCUAUUAAACCUACUCUUUCUCUCAGCAGCUGUUGACAACAUUGACUAUGGUCUUUUUCUGGAGUGACUCUGCAGGUUGUGGGUUGGGGCCGACACAGUGGUUUUGCUUUUGCCUUCUUGGUCAUUUUCAUAGAGUAGCAGUGGGUAAUAUUUGAUUGACCCCAUUGCUGGGUCCUGUGAAACAUUGUCAAGCUCUAUCCUGCCCCCAUGCUGUUUAACAACUAUAUGAAGUUGUUGGGGGCAGCUAUUGGGGUUUUACAGGCCAGUGCAAUCAGCAUUCUGAUGACACUAAGUUCUACAUAUCUAUACCAUCCAAUCCAAAUGAAAUUUGGUAUUGGUGUUGAACCACUGCCUGGAGGCAAUAAUUUAAUUUAAUUAAAUUUAACUUAUUUUUAAAAGGCUGUAGUAGUGUUACUAUUAUUUACCAUCUUGAUUGUUUUUGUGAUUCUUUGAUAUGUUUUGUUUUGAUAUAAAUCACUUUGAGGUAAAAAAAAAAGCUGUAUGUAAGAAUGCUAAAUAUUUAUUUAGCAGCUAGCUAGCUACCUAAGAGCACAUUGCCUCCAGUAUUUAGCAUAUGGUAUUCUGACUGCACCUGUAAUAAAAUAAUAUUUCUUAUUUAUCUUUGGGUGCAGUUCCUUUUAAAUAUUGUUAAUGGGAAUAUUUUUGGGGAUCCCAACAUAGACUUUGAAGCUGAAAUUAAUAGUUUUUAAUAUUUGAUUCCAAACAAAUCUAGUUACAGGGGUAGCUAACCUGUGACUCUCUAAAUGUUGUUGGUAUCCAGCGCCCAGAGCCCUUGAUGCUGACUGAGGCUAAUGGGAGUUGGCAUCCACCAUCUGGAGAGACAAAAGCUAGCAACUCCUCUGUUUCAGUAUAAACACAGGACCACCAACAAUGGUCAAAACACUUUUGUUUCCACACUUCCAGCAAUAAAUCAAGUUUUAUUGAUUGUUUAAAUAUUAAUCUGUAAAUUGCUUUGAGGUUUGUUUGUUUUACAAUCAAGCAGUAUAUAAAUUUUAUGAAAUAAAUAAAUUGUUGUAUUUAUUUUUAUUGUGAUAACAUCUUAAAUCAGUUUUCCUCUAGUGUAGAAUCUAUUCUAUAUUUAUUAAUUUCCCCCAUAAAUAAUUCCAUUAUCCCCUGGAAAUUUCUCUUGUGCCUUUUGUUGUCCACUUUUCCAAAUAAGCCGGGCAACUUGUUUUUUACAUACAACAGCAAGUGAUAUUUGAAAAGUGCUUUCUUUGGAUUAUGACAAAGAUGCAUUUAAAACAUAUUGACUCUUAGUUUUCAUAUUACGUUACUUCUAAUAAAGUCUGAUUCAUAAAUACUUUUAAUUGUGAUCUUAUUUCUCCCAUUUUCUUUUGAAAGGAUUUUAUUUGUUCUUUCAUCCCGUCUUUAUAUAAAUAAGAAAGGUGAUUGUACUGGACAAAAUACUUUCCUGUACAGGCAAUGGCCAAUUUAGGCGUGUCCAAAUGUCUCGCAAUCAUGCGCACACAGCGUCAAACCUCGAAGUAGCCCCUAAAUGUUAUAAAGAUGUCACAAAAAAGGGCAGGGGGCAGAGGGGGCUUACAAAGUUAAGGGAGCGAUCCUGAGCACAAAAAGCUAGUAUAAAUUACCUCAGCUUCUAUUAAGCCGACGUAUAGUAUGUCAGAUCCAGAGUUCGUUCAGGAUUCUUAGGUGGAAAGAAGUGCUAUCUAGGCUGGGCCCAUUCUGGUGAAAUGGGGAAAAAACUACAGGAGAGCCAGCUUAGCCAGCAUCACCAUGGGAACUGUGGCCUUCUGUUGAUGCUCAGAGAGAGUUUUUGGGCCCCGUAAUCAGAUGCAAAGGAAUUGUGAGGCUGCUCACAUGUAGCCCAUGGGUAGCAUCUUGCAAUCACAAGCACAGGAAUGCAAACAAACGAGAUAAAGUGCACAUGGUGUUCCCAGUAGUGCCUAGUGCAGCAGCCAGUCAACACAUGACGUGUAUUCAGUUACACCAAUUUCCCAGCUACAGGUACCAACCAAGCAACACAACAUGACCAGGGAAGGGCCAGGUCACAGAGAUCACCAUCACACCCUGCUCCUCGCGGCACGCACACCUUGCAAAUGCCCACACAGGCUAUUGUAGGCCCCCACCCACCCAAAAACAUGCAUACGCAGGGAGAUGUGACUGGGCAGUUACCAAAAGUACCCCAGAGCCAAAAGUACCCACAGCCAAAGGCACAGCAGAAGCCACAAUAGGCCAGGAAGCACAAGUGUACCUUGCAACAGGUGGGCGGGCGGGCGGGCUGGUGGUAGGAGCAUCCCUGAGGAUAGGCAGCAGGUGCUACCACCACCGCCACCUCUUUGCCACAGCAGGGGUCGCACCUGCUGUCGUCUUCCCCCAUCCCACUCAGGCAGCUGCUGUAGCCGGCCUCUAUACACACACUGUGUGCAUCUGAUCAGAAAUGUGGGGGACAAUUCCUGAGUCCCCACAACAGCCAUGUCCUGGCAGAUACAGAAGACACUGACAGAAGGUCUCCAGCUUACCACAGGUGGCAGCACACACCCCUAUUCAUAAGCUUUGAACACCGUGUUCAGACUUCACCAUUGCCUGUAACUGCAUUGCCACCUCCCAGCGUGUGCACCACAAUUGAGGCCGUGGCAGCAUCCUACCAAAGAUCUCCAGCUUUGCAACACGCGUCUCCUGCCUGAGCCCACAACACUGCCACUGUCGGAAGAUGAGCCAUGGCCCUGAAACCGAUCUCUUUACAAGAAGACCGGGAAGUAGGCAAUGUUACACUGAUCUCUAAAAAGGGAUCGGACUUCCAAGGAAGGGACACAGGGGAUUGAACGUCUUUUGUUGAUAGGUUGCUGAUGGAGAUGAUUAUGUGGUGAUUGAUGAAAGCCGGGCAUAUAUCUUGGUUAUUUAAUUCACUCUAGAGAUGAGAAUGAACAGAGGGGAUUAACCUCUGAUGCUCUGAAAAAGCUGUUUUCUACGUAUGAAGAUGGAAGUGGAGAAGUCAGCUCCUGGGAACCCCGAUAGGGGUGAACAACAUCAACAUCUUGCCCAAAAGCCACGUUAAGAGCCUGGAUGGACAUGGGAUCUGCAAAAGUAUCCCUUUCUCUAAUUACUGGUUUCUCUUCCUGCUGGGACUUGGGGUCAAUUACCCCAGAGCUAUGGAACUUUAUUCCAACACAUGAUCAUGGCAGCAAGACUUUGAUAUGUGCAAAGAUGGAAAGACUCAUAUUUAUGAACAAUGGAAGGAUGGUUGUUAACAUUACUGGACUUAGCCGAGAUGGCGAAACUGACAUGUUUAAUCAGAGAAAAAGACUUCUAACACAUUGGAUUGAAAACCUCUUACAGAUUUUUUGCACGAUAAAAUGAAUUAAUGGCAUUUGGGUUUGAAGACUGAAGGUAAUGUUGGUUUAUAGAAAGUGGUUUUGUUAGGUGUAAUACUGAAGUGGAUGAGUUGAAAAAUGUUUACAAACAGUUGAUAGACUAAUCAGAAGUUAUUUAUUUUUCUUUCUUCUCCCGUUGUUUCUUCUCUUUUUCUUUUAUCUCCCCCUCCCCCUUUUGUGGUUUGUGUUUUUAUAUAACUUUUUCUAAAAUCAAUUAGAAAAAAUAAUUUUGUGGGAUCUCUUUGUUUCUGAAUCUGAAACUAAUUUAUAUUUGGCCUGCUUCAGUUACUAAAAUGUGUUUUCAGGACACAUAAAAGCCAAAAAGAAUGGAUUACAGCUAAUGAGGAAUUUUGCCAUAGAACUCAAUAGGGCAUUGAUUCAAUUCAGUGCUGAUUCCCAAGUUGGCCUUAGCCUGAGAGGUCUCAUGUUUUUAAUCAUGGUGUUAAAAUGACCACUUUGAAACAAUACAAAGCCAUGUAGCCCUUAGUGCACCCUCAGAUUUUUAUUUUUAGCACAGCAACAUAUUGCUGUAAACUCCAGUUUCUUGUGACCUUGACCUUCCCUGCACAGAACUGGCUGUCAAGUGCUUUUAAACUAUUCCUUAACAUUACUGCUGCUCUUUCAUUCUGAAGUGCUUAAAAGUAUUUCCAGAGUAUUAGAAAUACAUAUUUGUUAAAGAGUUAAUGUGUGUCUAGAAGAUUGAUAGAGGGAGACUUCUCUUCCUCUUUUUUAUAACUCAAGAACUCAGGGCUGUUUAAUGAAGCUGAUAGCAGGAGAAUCAGGACAGACAAAAGGAAGUAAUACUUUACUCGGUGCAUGUUAAUUUAACGUGCAACCCUGAAGAGAGACUGAAAAUGCCCCAUAUUAGCUAUUCAGUUGGGUUUCUACUCUCCUGCCUUUUUAAAAAAAAGAUCUCCUGUCACAGGUCAGGCUCUAGAUUCUAUCAGGCUCUGAAAGUAAGCAAAUCUUUUGAAUUGGAGGAAGUAUGAGGUCUGUUCUCAACUGCUAAGCUGGAUUCUUCUUUUGUCCCACCAAACUUUAUCAAAUCUGCAGUCAGUUUGUAGGAUUGUCUAUCUAUUUACCUACCAGCAGGCCUUUUGUUUAUCUGGACUUCACUGUAAGCAGCAACCUCCAUCAGCACUGAGUUGGGCAGGCUUCUUGGCAAGGCAGCUACAGUGAUGGCUCAUCUCUCCAAAAGGGAGGAUGUAAUGCUAACUGCCAAUAGCAAGAUGAAGGUCUACCAGGCUUGUGUGUUGAGCGCACUGCUUUCUGGUAGUGAGACAUGGGCAAGUUACACCCACCUGGAGCAACGCCUCAAUGCUUUCCACAUGAACUGCAUCAGGAAGAUUUUGGGUGUCACCUGGCAAGACAGACUCAAACAAAGAUAUGCUCUCCCAAGCCCACAAUUCCAUCAUGUCUGCACUCCUGUCUCGGUAACAUCAGACAGCUAAUUGCUUGGAGUUAAUUACAUUGGCUGCACGUAUAAUUGCUUUUACAGAAUUAAGGCCUAGCGUUUUGCUCUCUACCUUUCUGGAUGGCUGCUGUAAGAAAUUACCUUUGGAACAGCAUUUCUGUGUCUUUGUAAAAUGGUUAUAGAUGACAUUGUUCACCACAUUACUCAGUGUCCUCUGUAGAAAGAUCCUUGUGAAAAAUAUCCGUCUUAGUUUAGCUGCAGGAAUUUUUUUGUUACCUCAAGUUAGUUUGUGUGCUUUUUGCUGUGGGAAAAUAAAAAUUAAGUUACCAUGUGUGUUUCUUUAUAUAAGUUGGCUGCCAGGAAAUUAAGAAACACAUUUGUGACUCAACUCUGAAUGUCAUUUUUCUCUUUGUUAUGGCUUAGAGCUAAACAAAUAAAAUUGUUUCUACAAACUGCAAACUAACGUGUCUGGGAAACAGCUAGGUAGAAUUUGGAGGCACUAAAUCUGAAAAUUCUUAUGUGGACAAAAGGUGUGCAAACACACAAGCAAUGACCUACAUAUGUAGUAAUGCCAUAGUGUGGACGCAGCCUACAAAAGAAACAAAACUGAUUAAAACGUUAAAAAUAUUAAAAUGUUUCUAAAUGCAAAAAACCAACAACAGAGGAAUUUUGUGCAUAUUGUCAAUUUUAAUCAAGUCUCUGUGUGGCUCAAAAUGUACGGUAGCUUCUAGCCUGUACCUCUGCUUGUAGCAAUGGUAGUCUGGUGAUUGACAGCUGCUUCUAAUAGACAAACUGAAAUAAACGUUCAUUUUUUCCAAAAUGGCAGAUUCUGUUUUUCAUCUGGGGGAGUUGUCUUGUAUUUUUAGAAAUAGAAGCUAAUCACUAGUGUAUCUCAGUAGAGGUGACUCAAUUUUACUGCUACUUGGACUAUAUUUCUGAAACUAACAAAAUGCAGUAACCUAAGUCAAUUCAGUUAAACGGAUUAACCCUGACUAACUUCAGAUUUAUGCUGCAAAUGUGACAUUAUGCUAAAUUGUCAGUGUUAACAGUUACAUUUCUGAAAUUCUGUGGAAGAUGUAAGUGGCUUUUCCAUUUCCUUUCAAUGCAAUAUUGUGCAAAUUUUCACAACCUUGAUUGCAUAAAAUAACUUGAUAUUGAUGAGAUGGCCAAACCAAUGUUCAGACUGUUGACAACAAAAACUAACAAGCACUUUGUCUGAAUGCUGUUUAAACAAAGGGAUGAUUUUUUUUCUGUGACUCUUUAGAGAUGUGGUAGUGGUAGCUACUUCCCCCAAUGCUUUUGAGGGUUUUUUCUGGGAGUUAAUUUCGCUGCAGUACAUGCAGAGUUGAGAAUGGUCUUGGAAAUAUUGCGGGUGUUACUUGAGAUUUAGGAGAGGAUGCAUGGCAGACUAGACACUCUUGAUAACAUCAGUCAUCUUUCUGUCAAAUUGGAACAAUCCUCUAGCACGUGUAAGAGAUCGUGAUAGGCUCCUUCAUUGGUAUCUAGUUUGUAAAUACCCUGUUUUGGUUAGUGACAGUGCUUGAGAAUUUGAUCUGAAAUUAUGUGCAUCUCUCUUUGUAACCACACUUCUUUACAAGCACAAGUCAGCUGCAAUGCGGCAGUGCUCGCUUGCAGCUAAUGAAGUGUGCUGCAGCAGUGUCUUGUCGUCUACUGCUCUUUCUAUAAAAUUAUGAGGUCAGGAUUGGGGAAGGGGAAGGGACAGCGCAGCACAUGAACUUGCUUAGUUUACUGCCUUCCGUAAAUGUGGAGGUUGAAAAAUGUCCAGUGGGGGCAGGGCAGGCAGCAUCCUAAGCCAUGUACAGCUAAGGUUGCUAAGGCAUUUUAUACUCCAGCUACAUACUCAGGUUUGAAAGGUAUCUUAGGUGCCAAGAGAACAGGAGAAACCAGAAGAAAUUAUUCCAGGUUGCUGGGGUGGGGUGGGGGGGAGCAGUCAUUGUGCAUAUAGCACCCCCUCUUGAGUACAAGCAGGGCACUAAAUUAAGGGAGCUUCCCAAAUUUGUCCUGCCUGAGAGCAGGUAACAGGCUUGAUUGGAGUGCCUACUACAGCUUAUAAAAAAAAAUACAUUUAAAAACAUUUUGUGUUUAGUUUUCUAUUGCCUUUUCCUUAGCUCCAGGGAGCUUGGGGGUGGGAGUGGGGCAGAAUCCCCAGAAGAAAAAGGGGAAUGCCUUGCAUUGGCACCAUUGCUUUUUUUCCUUUCCCCUAUGACUGGAGGAAGCACUUGGAGGAGGCAUAAUUUAAAUUGCCAAGACUGUUUUCUUCCUAUCUUCUCUCUCCCUCAUUUCCUAGGAACAACCAGUCACCAUUCACAGGCUCUUCCCCAUUGGGGGAACGUGUAUUCCUGAGACACAAAUCAAACACCAAAUCAGCCUCGCUUUUCUCCCCACACUUCCACUAGGGCUUGGGAACACGUAGUUCAAAAUGGCAGGUGUUCUUCCCUGUUGAGGGCAGAGAAGGAGAAGGCAGCUGGGAUGGCUUUGUCUCCCUGUCACUUCAUCAGCUUCACAGAACCUGUGGGUGCUGCCUUGAUGAUGGGACCCAGGGACUCAGCAGUGGCAAUCACGCAUGUGCAGUUGAAUAGCUGACCUUUUGUUGGACUCCAGCAGUCAGGCAUGAUGGGAGUUGUAGUUCCACAACUUUGGCAGGCCCACAGGUUAGCCAUUCCUGGUCUAGGGGCUGAGGCAUGUGUGUUAGCCCCAAUGUUGCUGAGCCACUUCUUUCUGAAAUGAUUCAUAUAAUGUAAGGUGUGUGUCCCCUCUCUUUUUUUAAUGGAUUGUUCUUUACAGGGGAUUUAAAGUCAAAAUGGCCUCCCAGGCUAGCAAUAUUGUUUUCUUUCUCCCCUGCUGUCCUUUAAAAAAAAAAAAAGAUCUGGCCCUUUUGUUAAGGAAUCUGAUCCAAAAUAAGGCACAAACAAAUUCUCGGUCAUGCAUGGAGUUAUGUUGAGUUGCAGGUUGGUUUUGCUGCAAGACACUUAAUAUGACUGCCUCUCUGGAAACUCAAAAAUAAAGACAUCUGCUUACUGGCUAAAGAUCAUGGGGAAAGUGUUCCACCAUUGUAAAAGAAGGGUGUGGUUUCUUGGCUGAAAAAAGCAGACUGAAAAGAUGAUAAACUUUUAAGUUAACAAUUUGGAGUAUUCUGGUGCAUUAGUGAUGGAUCAGUAGUGUGUACAGUGGUGCCCCGCAAGACGAAUGCCUCGCAAGACGGAAAACCCGCUAGACGAAAGGGUUUUCCGUUUUUGAGUUGCUUCGCAGGACGAAUUUCCCUAUGGGCUUGCUUUGCAAGACGAAAAUGUCUUGCGAGUCUUGAGAUUUUUUUUCUGCUUUCCCCCCCUUUAUCUAAGCCGCUAAGCCUUUAAUAGCCUUUUAGCAGCUAAUCCGAUAAGCUGAUAAGCCUUUAAUAGCCGCUAAACCGCUAAUAGCGCUAAUCCGUUAAGCCGCUAAUAGGGUUGCUUCGCAAGACGAAAAAACCGCUAGACGAAGACUCUCGCGGAACGGAUUAAUUUCGUCUUGCGAGGCACCACUGUAUCUGUGGCUAAUUCCAUCAUUCUUGUCACAUGGAUUAUUAAAAUGCUUUUGUUACCUAGAGCUGGCAUUCUUUUAUUUACUUUUUGUGGGAUGGGGAGGAUUGGCCCUUGGUUUUCUUAUCAGAUUCUCAUUCAUUCCUUCAUUUAUUAUUGCUGCAGGUCUUCGAGUCAACGGGGAACUCAUCACUGCUUACCCACAGGUAGUGGUGGUGCGUGUGCCAACACCAUGGGUCCAAAGUGACAGUGACAUUACAGUUCUUCGCCAUCUGGAGAAGAUGGGCUGCCGGCUCAUGAAUCGUCCCCAAGCCAUACUUAAUUGUGUCAAUAAGUUCUGGACUUUCCAGGAGCUAGCUGGCCAUGGUGUGCCUCUUCCAGACACCUUUUCCUAUGGUAAGCCACCUAGAUUAAAAUAAUGCUAUUGUCCAUAGUGACCAUGUACCUGGAGCAAGUGAGAUCCUUACUAAAACUCUGAAUGGUUUGGGGAAAUUUGAAUGAAUGAAAAAAAGAAUCAAGACUCUACAACUUGACUAGUGACAAAUUGCCAAGUGGCAAAUAAGAAUAGAGUUGGGCCUCCUGUUCUUAAACAGGCAUUAGUGUGUCCACUUCUGAAGAAGCUUGCCCUGGGCCUUGUGGUCUAUAAUAACUGCCGCCUGGUCAUAAAUACUUCAUUCUUGGAUAAGGUGGUUGAGUGAUAGCAGAAAAGUUGCAGGAGCUCCUAGAGGAUUAUCUGGAUCUGUUUCAAUCUGGAUUCCGGCAGUUUUAGAACUGAAUUGGUUGAACUGGUUCGAGAAUGGAACUGGGAGAGUGUGACCCUGUAUCUAGUUCUCUAUGUGAGCGACUUGUGAUACCGUUGACAAUGGACUCCUUCUUGACCAACCAUGGGGACACUGUUUUACUGUGGUUCUGCUCCUACCUGCAGGGAUAUGUCCAGGGGAUAACAUUGGGUGAUGGGGUUUUGGCCCUGUGAUCCUUGCACUGGAGGGCACUGUCUUGUCUCUAGUAUUCUAUAUUGGAAGGCAUUUGGGGGCAAAGUUUCAUCAGUAAACUGAUGACAUGCAGUUCUGUUUCUCCAUAACACCUGAGUCAGGAGAGACUGCAAUAUCUCAACCUCUGCCUGGGUGCAGUGGUGGAUGGGGUGAGGACCAGUAAAUGCAUUUGAACACUGGGAUUUUUAAAUUUCAGCAGGCAUUUUAAGUAAGUUUUUUAUUGAAUGGUUAAUUUGAAUUGAUAUCUAAGUGGUAUGUAAACAAAAUGAAUGAAUGAGGAAUAGGCAUGUUGGUUUUUUUAUUAAUGCACUGAUGAUAGGUACCGUUCCCCCACCGCUUUUUUAUCUUUUGUUGCUUUUACUUAUGGAAGCUUAGCAACAGUAUGUUCUUAUAAUGGUGACCAUCCUAGAAACAUUUUCUGCCUGAUAAAUGUGUAGCUAAACAAACUCUCCUAUACAUUACAUCAUAUUUUGUGGUCCUUGUUGAGGCAUAGGGCUAUUAAUGGGGGUUAACAACAUAAGUUACCUCACUGUUCAUUCUGCUUUUUCACAGCCCCUCAGCAGGCCAGCUGCUGCUUUUCUAGGUCUGGGUAGUUAGGAGUUAAUGUUCAGGAUGAUAGAUGUGUCCAUCAGACUGUAUUUAAGAAUUCAGUCUGUGGAGGGCUAGAAAUAUGUUUUUCUUAGUGUGUAUACAAGGACCUGGACUCAGGCUUCUCUCUUCCCCUCAAGUGCCAGAUGGUUAAAAUGUAGGGCUGCCAAGAGAAGCAAGAUGUCCUACAGCGCACGUAUUCCUCUGAACAAGGAAAAUGCAGAGCUGAUUCUGGCUUGUUCUGCUAGCUUCUAAUCAGGUUUUUAGUGCCUGUGCCUCUAAGCCUUGUCUUCCCAUUUACUACCCUGCUGACACCUAAUUUUCCUCCUUUGAUUCCAUAGCUCUGCUGUUACAGGGAGAAGGUCGCAUUAAUUGAAGGAUGGGAGGCAGUUUGUCUUAUAUGAACCUCUGGCAUAGGCCCCUUUGGUUAUGUGUCAGGUGCUUCUCUGGCCUGUGAAUGGCAAAUGUAGCAGGGUUUUCUUGAGAACAGCUUCCUCACAGCCAGGGUGGGGAACUUCAGGCCCGGGAUGAGUGUCAAAUGUGGCUCUCCAAGCUUCUCUUUCUAAAUGUCGGGACUAUCUAGGGCCAGGCCCCUCAUCAGCCAUACUCUGUGCCAUCCUUGCAUACUUUUGCCUGCCUGGAAUGCGUUCUUGAACUGUGACAAGUCUUGCCUUGGUGAAGGACAGAAGGGGGGGGAGGAGAGUGUGCAGGUAAACUUUUGACUUUCCUGUAUCGUGAAUCUAAUCCGCAGUACAAAGAUACGAGUCACUUUUGUUUGGCUCACUUUUUUGGCUCUGGCCCUGCUUACUACUUGGCGUGCAGCCCUUGGAAGUUUGCCCAUGGGGGAAUGUGGUCCCCAAGACUGAAAAAGGUUUCCCACACCCGUACUAAGCAUUCAGUUUCUGGCCUGGAAAGGAGCUUGGCGCUUCAGAAUACUCGUCUCUGGUUGCUUGAUGAAAGAGGGAAAUGAAGGGAGAUAGUAGAACAAGGCUUUAAAUGUUUGGUCUUCUUAGAAGGUUAGAGUUCAUAAGAUGGUAGUGUUCUGUAGCAUAUUUUCAGCUGAAGAAAGAACAGGCUGUGAUUUAAUCCAAUAACUCAGGGCUGUUACUCACUGGAUAUUUUAUACGCAGGUACCUGAGUAAAGAAUGCCUGGACUUUGCACCAUGUGUGUGAUCAUCACUUUUUAUGGCAAGAUGCAUAGAAUUGGUGGGGGCGAAAACUGGGUGCACAGGGAGAAUUUCCAGUCUGGUGCCUACCACAGGAAGGGCUCUUUGUCAUGGCCAUCAGCUAAAUAGACUUCACAGGCAGAAGCAGAGCCUCAGAGGCAUCUCUUAAUAUCCAGGCAGGCUCAUAUGAAUGUAGGCAGUCCUUUGAACAACUCUGCCCCAAAUUACUUAGGGCUCUUAAGGUCAGAACUAGUACCUUCAGUUGGACUGGGAGGUGUACUAAUAACCAGUGUAACUUGUACAGAAUUAUGUGGUCCAGUCACCUUGCUCCCACCAGAAACCAGGCAGCAGCAUUCCACACCAUUUGGGAUUUCCAGACCGAUUUAAAGGUAGCCAUAUUUAAGGCACCACGUCUAAGAAGGCCAUAUCCCUGAUUACCACAUGCCUAAUUUCAAAGGGCAGGCAAUCAGAAGAAGGGCCUUGGAUGAAGAAUGAAGGGUUCAAGCCAGUUUGUGUGGGAAAAGACCUACCUUCAAGAAGCAAAGCCCCAUGUAGGGUUUUGUAAAGAAUGAGCAACACUUGAACUGUGUUUGGAAAUGGAGCGGCAGCCAGUGCAGCUCUUGUAAGCUCUGAUGAGAUCUAUAGCCAGUCCUAGUUAGUAACACAGCAGCUGUGUUGUGAGUCUACUUAAGUUUCUGGGAAAUCACCAAAGGCAGCCCACAUUGUAUUGGUGCAGUCAAGCAGUUAUUAGGGCAUGGAUCACUGUGGCCAAGCUGUAUUUGUCGAGGAGCAGUUGCAGCUUGCAUACCAGCCCUAGUUGGUACAAGACGCUGCAUGCUGUGGAUAUCAUUUGCACUUCUAAUGAAAUCUGAAUUGAUCAGUGGCCUCAGGAAGCAAAUUGAUAAUUGAAAUUCUUUCAAUAAAAUAUAAAUACAAAAAAUACAAAAAGGAAGCAAACUGGAUCUUUUGGGAGAAAUUCAUUCCCAUGCAGAGCAGCUUGGACACUCCCUCACAUGAGGCCUGAGAUUGUUUCUAUAAUACUAUAAUUGUAAACUUUUUAAAAUUGAGGAAAGAAAAGGCAUCAAUGUUACAAUAUGAUGAUGAUUUGAUAUUAGAGAGUCACAUUUUAACCAUCAUGUAAAUUAAUAGGAAAUUCUAUUUAGCAUAUGGCCAGAAUAGAUAACCUGUAUAGAUUCUGAUGUGAAAAUGUCUGGGUUCCAGGGUUGCCUUCUUAAAUAAUUGUGUUGGCCUUUGGAAUAUGCCUUUGCUAGAAAUUGGCUGAACGCUUCACUGGCAACAUGUAUAUUUGUUUUCCUGUCCAGGUGGUCAUGAAAAUUUUGCCAAAAUGAUUGAUGAAGCAGAAGUGUUGGAGUUCCCCAUGGUUGUGAAGAACACACGUGGUCAUAGAGGUGAGUGAGAAUCUGUGCAUAAUUGCUAUGGAGUCCUGAAUGAGGAUUGCUCUUUGUCUAAAGCUUCCUGGCUAUUUCGGAAACACUUAAAACAUCCUAAACUCAGCCUUGCCAAGAGGAUGCAGAUUUUUAGUGAUGUAGUAGUAUCAACCCUUGCCUGAAUAUCAAACUGAUGUACAGGCAACGACCAAUUGAGGCAUGUCCGAAUGAUGCGCGAUUGGGCAUAGCACCAAACCCAGAACUAGCCUCAAACGUCAAAAAGACAUGGUGGAAAUGGGCAAAACAGGCAAAUGAGGUUUGCCUAGACCUUCUAACUAAGGUGGUAUACCCCUCUCAACAUGUGGAUAAGUAGAAGACCAAGUGUUUUAUUUAGCUACAAAAUCACAUAAGUGUAUUUCUGCAUGUUUAAUCAUUUUAAGAAGAGGAACAAAAAUCCUUACUUUUUUGCAGCUAGCGUAAAGUAUAAUUUAGUGAUAAUUUUGGUGUUAGCAUUUGAAUUUAGAAUUUAAACUCUGUUUAAGUCAUUGGUUUAUAGUAAGCUUAUCGAACAACAUUUGUAACAAAGCUUUUCUAGUUUCUGAUUUUAUUUAUUUAGAGCAUUUAUAAACUGAUUAAUAUUUUUUAAAACUCUACAGUGUAAUAAACAAACAGUAUCAUUACAAUAAAAAUACAACCUGAAGCCAUUAAAAAAAAGAUUCAGGGUAUCCCUUGAAGAUAUCCUGGAGGUUAAGGUGGUCAAUGACCCGUAGUCAUGAUGGCUGUAUUUUACCUCUGUAUCAGAGGCAUUAUGCCUCUGAACACCAGUUGCUUGGGAAACACAAGUGGAGACUGUGUUGUUUCACUCAUGUUGUGCUUGUGGCCUUCCUGUCAGCGUCUGGCUGGCCACUGUGAAAAGAGGAUGCUGGUUUGAUUCAGCAGGGUUCUCGGGUUAUUUUCUCAAAAUAAAAUUACUGCAUUUUGAGCAAGAUUUUUAGAAAAUACUAAGACUAGAGCUAUUGACUAGUAAGCAAAGGUACAGUAGUUUACAACGGGGAGGGGCGACCCCCCCACCUCUCCCCCCCUUUCUUCCUAAUGUAACCCUAAUGUCUCAGCAAAUUAAACUGACCUAUGGAAAAUGUAACUUGAAAAAAGAGACAUUGCACAUACCUGUUUAAACCAAGAAAUCACACACACAUAUAUAUAUGGGGGGGAGGGGCGGCAGCGAACAUUCUGCAGGACUAAAAUAAUAGUAAUUGCGAUACUAUCAUAUAUGCAGGAUCACCAUACGGUCUGUUUCUCCCAGUGGCCUUCUAAGUUGCGUGUAAUGUUAGCAUGGUUUGAUUAAGGUGCAAUGCGCUCUUUGAAGCUAACCCUGAAGAAUUCAUAGGCUCCCAAUAAGAAAGGUUUUGUGCAUCUCUGGGAGAAUGAGCUUUUUGCCAGCAAGGGGGAAUGGAAACACUAAAGCAAGCAACAUUUUUACAGGAAACCAACCCAUGAACUCAGCAGUGAUUUAGGAAAUAAUGGUUAAAGUCCUGUUUUUUGGUGGUGGCAGGGAUGUGGAAUUAAGGCAAAACCCUUGUUUUGGAUAUCUAGACAGUAACAAACAUGGAAGCAGCGAAAAGGGGUAGCUGGGUAGGCAGGGCUAAUAUUUAUGCUUUGUGGGGCAACUCUCUGACCACACAGUCAAAAGAGCAGUCAGAAGCAAGAUAUAAUUACUUAAAUCCCCCUGUUGCCAGGCCUGCAGAACCAGCCAUGUGCAUUGGACUGAGGUGAUUGCAGAUGAAAUUCUGGUGUGGAACACCAAAGGCAAAUGUUUGCUACACAUAAAUGCAUGUGCACAUGCACACCCACUCAUAUCCCAGACAGUUGUUCCAGACAAAGCUUCAAUGUAUGUGAAAUAAACACAGUGACAACUUAAAACAGCAGUAAUUGGUGAGGAGAUGGUCUGGGCGAUAUCUGGCUUUCAACAUUGUGAUAUAUCACCAGCUGAACAUUGUGAUAUACUGAUAAUAUCAUGAUGUCUGAAAUAAGGAUGGAGCUGUGCAGAGGCAUUGGCUGGCUUCACAGUUUUCCCCACAUCGUGAUUUUUGCAUAGCGAAUGCAAUAUACUGCCACGUCAAAAAUUUUGAAACUGAUAUCACGAUAUGGACUUCAAGCCAGUUUUGGAUGGUAUAUCAAUUUAUUGCCCAGCCCUAGUGAGGACACAGUGAUCUAAGCAUGGCUGAGUAAAUCCACAUCUGCAGUGGGGCGUACCCAGAUGAGUAGAACCAAACUUCUAUAUUCCAGUCCAGCUAUUUCAUGCUGGGUUUUCCCUUUGAAAUUCCUCUCUUGGACAAUGCUUAUGUUUUGUGUUUCUGUUAUGUGGCCUCUUGCAGGAGAAUAGCUGUUUGGGGCUUCGGGGGUUGUCUGAAAGAAAGAAUUUGCCUGUAAGCAAAAGUCCAAGGCCUGUGGACACAGGAUUGCAUAAAUACAGGGAUGAAAUAUUUCCCUAAAGUAAACAUUUUAAGCAAAAGUGAUUUGCUUGCCUUAUCAGUUGCUAAAAGGAAUGACUUAUCUUCAUUUCACCAGGCUCUUGUGUGUUUCGUGGCAAGUAGAUAGUUUGAAUAGGUCAGUUAAGGAAGAGGAAGGGCUGGAGAUCAAGAAUUGCAUGGUGUGGUUAUGGCUGUUUCAGAAGCAACGUAUUGUGAAGCCUCACUGCACUGAGAGGACCUAAGGGCUUAAGAAACUGACCGCUUGUGGGCAAGGCAGGAGCACAGAUUUCUGUGAAGUGGGCUGCCACAGCUUCAGUUUUCUUUCCUGCCUUGUCAAGAGCAGUCAGCCUUCUGUUUGCUCUGCAUCGCCACUGCAUCUGGGGCCUUAAGACCAGUUUAGGGGGCACUGCCACCUGAGGCAGCUGUCUGUAUCAGUUUAGUUUUAGGCCUGGCUCAGGGUUCAUUUUUCUAGGGAUAAUUUUUUAAAUAGAUUUUUUGUUGCAUUCAGCUUACUGGUAUUUACAACAAAAGAAUAUUUCCCAUCUUAAAUGAUACUGAGAAUUCUAAUACUUCCCGUGGAUUUGCAUUUGGCAAAUAAAUAAUUUUUAUAUUUUUCACUGUUGCACUAAUUAGUAGCUGCCAAUUAAUUGGGAGUGGUUCAUUUUGGGUUCAUCAGCUAAUCAUACACAGCACCUUGGAAUCGGCUGUCAUCUUUGGACUGUGAUUGGUGCAGCCCUCUGUUUUAUGUGUCUAGAGAACCCAAAACCUGUUGCAAAACGCUCUUGCAACCUAGUACUACUAGAAUAGCACGGAAUGGUACAGGCCAAGAUUGAAGGAUACUGGCAGACCUAUACUGAGGGAGUUGAGAACUGGAAUAAACGUUGGAAAUUGUGAGUUUGCUUUAAGGUAAUGUUUUGUUUUUCAAUUUUUGCUAUUUUUAUAGCACUAAAUGUGCAAAGCGCUUUACCAAUUUUAAUUUUAUUCAUACAUGCACCAGUGCUGCCAGGAUACUUUUUUUGCAGCACUGAGAUUAAGGAUUAUGUUUUUCAUACCCUUUAGAAAUAUGCAGAAAAUUCACUGACCUCCUCCCCCUUUCACCUUCUAUACUGUCUUUAUGCAGGUAAAGCUGUGUUUCUGGCAAGAGACAAGCACCAUUUGGCAGACUUGAGCCAUCUAAUUCGUCAUGAGGCCCCUUAUCUAUUCCAAAAAUAUGUCCAAGAAUCCCAUGGCAAAGAUGUUCGUGUCAUCGUAGUGGGAGGUCGUGUGGUGGGCACUAUGCUGCGUUGCUCAACAGACGGUAGAAUGCAGAGCAAUUGCUCACUUGGUAAGAAUUGAAGUGUGCUUAUUCUUGGUUGGAAUUGGGGCCGGCAAAGGAGGGUUUAAAAUCUAAUUUAAGUGGCAGCUGUUUCAUGUGCAAUUACAAAUAAUUAAGCUAUUACAUUAAAAAUUAGAUUUUGAAAUGGGAGACUUGACCAACUUUUUCAAAAGACAAGAUAAUGGUAUUUAGAAUACUACCUAGUAGGCUUCCUUCAGUUUAUAUGGUUUUAUCUGGUCACAAAUAUAAAAGAAUAGUGAUGUGGUACGUGCCAAUUUACUGCCAAUGAACUGUGUGACUGGAAAUAUGCUGAAUUAUCACUUAUUUUAUCUUGAAACAUUGUCUCCUUGGACCACUUUUAUCUUUUCUGUAGCUGUUAUAUCCAUGGUUACAUAUCUUGGGCUUUGAUUAUCCUACCAAGUUUUUAAAUGCCUACUUUUAUUUCAUUCACUCCUUUUGCUUUAUUCGUCAUGGAGUGAGAUCCUGAACCAAAUGUGAGGGCACUAUCAUCUUGACUGUAAAGCUAUAUUAAUCGUGAACCACUUUCAGAAGCAGUGUGGUUAAAAGCUGGUAUUCAAAUACUGUUAAGCAAUUAUUUUUUUAAAAAAUAGAAUCUGUUUAUCUCGCUCAUCAUCCCCUGCUGGAUUGAAAAGUUUUUCUGUCACCUGUUUUCAUAGAAUUGUGGAGUUGGAAGGGACACCAAGGGUCAUCUAGUCCAAACACUUCCAAUGCAGGAAUAUCAACUAAAACAUCCAUGACAGAUGCCCAUCCAUUUAUGCACUAGCUGUUGGGUUUUCUGUCAUUCAGGUGGACUCCAUCUUUUUGAUACAGACUUCUCUAAAUGUUCCCCCAAGGCUUCAGUCUUAUUCGUUAUGGAGCCCCCGCAUCUCUACCUGUUUGGUCCGUGGUUUUUUUUUAAGAUGUAGCCCCCAAAUAGGUAGACCUUCAGUAGCCCCGCCCUAAGAUUUACCCUUCUCUCUUUUGCCAGGUGGCAUAGGAAUGAUGUGCUCGCUGAGUGAACAAGGCAAGCAGCUGGCAAUCCAGGUGUCCAACAUCUUGGGGAUGGAUGUAUGUGGCAUCGACCUCCUCAUGAAGGAUGAUGGCUCGUUCUACGUCUGCGAGGCCAAUGCAAAUGUAGGUUUCAUUGCCUUUGACAAGGCUUGUAAUCUAGAUGUAGCUGGUAUCAUAGCGGACUAUGCCGCUUCCCUUCUUCCCCCCGGUCGCUUGACACGACGCAUGUCCUUGCUCUCUGUGGUGUCCACGGCUAGCGAGACUAGCGAGCCAGAGCUGGGCCCUCCAGCUAGCGCCACUGUCGACAAUAUGAGUGCCAGCUCCAGCUCUGUCGACAGCGACCCUGAAACCACAGAGAGAGAGUUGCUCACCAAGCUCCCGGGGGGUAUAUUCAACAUGAACCAGCUAAUAGCCAAUGAGAUUAAGCUCCUGGUGGAGUGAUGCCACAUGUAAAUAAAUAUGACCAACUUUCUUGUACAUUUUUUUUAAAAAAACAACAACAACUACUUGUAGUGCUGUAUAUCGGAAGCAGCUUAUGGAGGUGAAGGGAGGUUUUAGCCUGGGGAUCAAGAUCAAAACGCAUGUUCUGUGAAUGCUGCUUUUUUGCUACUUAUUGAUUUUGCAGAACAUACGUUUAGUUGAUAUUUUUGACAGCCAAUUUCCCUUUGGUCAUGCCCAGUUAAGAACCUGCAUUUGUGUGGGGGAGGGGGUUGGAACCUUUGCGACAUUAGGGAUGCCACUGUGAUUUUUAAACUCAUUGCAGAGCAUGUGGGUUCAUUGGGAAGUGAUUCAGCUUGAUUUGUGCUUUCGGAACUUAGAAGUUUUAAUUCUCCAAAAGCAUUUGUAAACUAUUGUCUGUAACCAUCCCCUCACCUCAUUAGCGCUCAGUCCUAUUGGUUAUUUUAUACCCCUUGCUUUUUGUCCCAUUAGGAGUUUAUAGGUUAGGGCAGCCAAUUUCUGUUUCAUCCAAAGGUUCUAAAUAUUGGCAUUUCCCAUCUAACAUCUGUAGGAUCUGUGAGAAUUCGCAUCCCUGACAAACAGUCUGUAAUGGCCUCAGAAGUCUGGCCCUUAAAGAAAUUAAACAGGGUGCAGCAUUUAUUAGUUCAGCAUGAGCUUUUGAACCAAACCUGUGACUUCUGCCAUUUCAGUAUUAACAGAUGGGUUUAUGUCCAUACAUUUAUAUUUAAAACAAACCACUUUCUUUCGGAGAAAGAUUUUAGUAUGUGUGGAUUUUUAAGAAAUUAUUUUAAUUCCUGGGGUGGGGGGGAGAAGGUGUGUCUAAAUUUCAGUCUUGUUCAUUGAUGGCAGAAGUGGCAUGUUUUCUUUUGCGCAAAAGGCAAAGAUAAACAGCACUGUUAACUUUUGGUGUACAAAAUAAUGUUUAAUCCGAUGUGAAAAAGAAUAACACUAGUUUAAAACAAAUGUGCAUUGACUUGUAUUUGUUAGUGUUUUAGUCCUUUUUGCAAGAUAUAUGCUAUGUUAAUGUUUCGUUUUUAAUACAUGCUCGUCCAACACUUCCUUCUCCAUGCCUGCAUCUUUAACAGUGGCCAAACUUGAAAAUACCCAUACUGUUUAACAUCACCACUAUUUAACAAACAAAAACUAGACACCUUUUUUUUAAUCUGUUACCCUGAAAAAAUGUGGGAGGGGGUGUGGAGGAGGGUUGAAGUGGUUGCAAAUUUCACAACCACCUUGGAGUAAACUUAACGUGUUACUACUAUUAGUAACGUUUCUCUGUAGAACACAUUAAAAUCUAAAGUGACUUCCUUAAGAAUAAAUCUUGAAGAGAAAUAAGCAGGUUUUGGGCAACAACAUAGGACACUUUGCUAGUAAGGCCCAGCCAGAAUGGGAAUAUGAUUUAAGGCCACACUUCUGUGGAUCUCAGGCCCCUAUGUAUGUGUCUGUAUUUUGCUUUGUUUUGUCAUUGGUUUUUUGUCUGUCCAGUUCGUCACUCUUUUUUCCAGAAUGCCUGAUGAUCUCCUCUCCCAACCCCUACCCAAUCCUGAUACUUCUGGCUGUGCAUUUUCUUAUUAAAUUUGAUAAAAGAACCAAAACAGCAGCUUUGGGUCUGUUUUAAUGGCCUCACCUUCCUCCUCCUCACCCAUUUCUCACUCAUUUAUUUUCUUUGGGGUGUGUACAACAUGGAAACAAUAUAUACAGAAUCCUAUUACUUUUUAUAAAAAAAACACCACAUAGUAAAAUGUUUGCAACAGGAAGAUGGUUUGUGGAAAGUUUUUGGAGGGUGGGCAGCUUAUGUGUUUAGUGCUGCAUUUAUCUGGAUGCCUCAAAGGAGCAUGGCCCCUCUGCCUUCUGAGGCUCUGAGCUUCAUUCCUCUGGCCCAUCCUCUCCACUUGGCUGUCUAACCUUCACUCGGAUCUUAAAUACACACCAGUUGAGGAUUACUACGCAGAGAGGCGUCAGGCGGCAAUAAACAGAAAAGUGUUAACCUGCUUUCAUGGAGGUUUGGUCAUGCCUUGUUUGUACAUUUUUUUGUUUUUUAAAAUGUGUACUCUUCUUUUUUGUAGAAUUAAAUAUUAUUUAAAUCAAGUGGAAGGUUGACUGUUGACAUUAGCUGAUGAAGCAAAUUGAGUGCCCAGGUUGGAACAAAAGAUACUAAGGUUUUCAUUUUAAAAAACCCCAAACACCCAGCAACUCAGGCAAAAGCCCAGUCUUUGACAAUUUUUUUCCUGGUUGGUGGUUCUUCAACCCUUUGUCAGCUACACGUGUCUUCUAAAAUACAGGUUUCUCUGACGACCCAGUUGGGUAAUCUUUUUCCUUAUAUGUGCUUUGAAACACUGAGCAUAUUUCAGGAAUUUGAGCAAAGAAUUAUCCUUCUGUUAUCUGAUAGAACUUUACAAAUCUCUGAAUCACUCACUGAAAAGAAACAAAGUGAAUCCAGGAAGGAACUGGUAACUCUUUGACAGUUCUGAUAUGGGCUGCAUUUAGUCUGCGUUGCUUGAGCAAAACUGGUAGUGAGAAGUCUGAUUUUCACACUCAUGUGUCUUUGAUCCCCACCCCAAAUUCCUAGACCCAGUUUACAUCAAUAUAAACACAGUGCAAUGAAGCACACAUUUCUUUCUAAAAAACAACAACAUACACACACAAACGAAACAUGAAGAGUUUUUCAAGCUUUGAUUUGUCUACUUGUCAUGAGAUGGUCAUGGAUGUAUUGUGAGAUUGGAGGAAAUUGUGGCUAAUCUGUGGGAGAAGAAAAGUCGCACUAAAAUCUCACAGGAAAUUGUACUUAAAAAAACAAGGGUUGUAGAUUCAUCCCCUACCCUUCCUAUCGUAGCUCCACCAGGGAAAUGUCAUGGUAGAAGGUUUUUAAAACAACAUACCUAUCAGGUAAAGAAAAUAAAUCACGCUCUUACUAAUCAGGGUGAAACUUCCACACAAGCUAAUGCUACAUGUCACACUUUUCUGAAGAACAUUUACUUAAAUACAGUAAGAGCACCAGCGUUGCUGAUCAUAGUUUGAAACUUUAUGUUGAAACGAGCUCUUGGUAAGACAGAAGUCAUAGUAUCAGCAUAGCCAAUGACAUAACACAAAUGGAAGCAAAGUUGCUGGGAUGUGUGGUGGUGGGUGGAGCUUGAUGAAUUCCAUAUGUUUUAUUUGUAUUUUUAAUAUGUUUGUACUUCUAUAUAGCAUAUUCUGCAGAUAAAAUGGUUACCUUUAUACAUUUUUGUAUUGUGUAGAAAUGCAGAUUGUGUUUAUAGCUUUGUAUGUUUUCAGAUCUUUAAUGUCUUAAUGUUUUGAUAAAUUUUAUAAACCCUCCUCUCAUUCUGGAACACUGUGAUAGAUCAUCAGUAAUAAAUGAUGGAAGGACAGCACACUCAUGGACUACUUUUGUUCUUGUUGGGUUGCACUCACCUUUCAAACUGUGAUCAUGCUUCACUGACUUUGCCGGCAAUGCCUCAUGUGGAUUAUCUCCUAAGAAAAAUGUUCUGGACCUGCGAUGCUUAUAAAAAUUAAAAAGAACUCUACGAGAGGUGCUGCACCGAACUCUUACCAGAAUCAAGAAGUGGAAUAAAUCAUUUAAACUUCUAAUAAGUCUCCCAGUUUAGAAAAGCAAAGCCCAAGUAGGUUAAAUGUGUAAGGGCUUAAACAUUGUAAGACGUAUCAACAUGUACAAUUCUUUCUCAUGGCUCACUCUUUUUGAGAAGGUUUAUGAGCUAUUUGGCUGGUGUGAGACUCACGACCCACUCCUGUUCUCUCUAUGGAAUUGUAGGUGCUCAGACAGGUAACCUCUGCUGCUACUGUCUCUUUUUAUUUUUAAUUUUUCUCUGUUCUAGGAAUUCCUAAAAUGCAAAUUAUUGUAGGAUUAAUAAUGAAAUGUUACCUUUUUCCUUUAGUUUUCUUUUACUUUUAUUUUGAGUCUCCUGACCUUGGAGGGUGAUUUUUGGGAUGAUCUGAUGGUGGCUUGGACCAUUGUUGGAAGUUUCCAUACCCCCCUCAUGUACCAGUUUUCAGUUGAAUGUCUUUUAUUUGAUUAAUGCACUGUCCAUGUUUUAGGGUGGGAAUUUGUAGCUCUUGGGGAACACUGUUCUGCUAUGUAAACUUUUAUAUACAUAGAAUUCAUUUUGCUGAUGUUUCUAACAGUUCACACUUUCUUACUGUUCUUUGCAAAACUUUUCAGGAGCCAAAAAAGUCAAACAAUCCAGAGAAAAACUUCCCUUCUCCCCUUUCUGAUGGCAAGAGAAAGAGCUUGUGAAAAAUCCUUGAGAAUGUUCCUCCCUAAACUUUUCCCCCCUGUGGUAAAACAGUAAACGCAGCAGUUUGGUGGCAUCCAGUACCGACCUGUUGGCAGGUAACUUUCAGCUCUUUUGAUCAUCCCAUGUUUGCUAACAUUGCUUUCCUUUCUUCUAACACCCUAGUUUUAAUAUUAUUACUGUCCAGAAAGAAUGAGGCUUAGGAAGCAUGUUGAGUUCUUCUUGUUUUUGUUUUUUGCUUUUUUGCUAGAGCCAUGUUUUAAUAAACCUUUUCAGGAUCCGUGUGUUCAAGUAGGAUCAUGGCAAGGAUGAGUUUAAACAACAUGCACUGCUUCAGAAAGGAGUGGUGGGAUGGUGUGUAAUUCCAUAAAUUCUGCCAUCUCCACCCUCCCAUGUUCCUGUCUUGCUCUUCUCACUCCCUUCCCCCUCCCCCCCCCCAUAUACACUCUUGGCUUAAGUUUUUACAGGGCUUUGGUGCUUUCCAGGGGCACAAUCAGCACAAAACUAAUCGGCAUCAAUUAAUAACAGGUAUGAAAAACUAGCUGUACAAAGUUAUAUAUAAAAUUAAUUUCUUAUAGCAGGGCUGGGGAGGGGGAGGGUGGUUAUCAUCCUUUGUUAAGGCCAUUUGAGGGUGACGUUUUCAGGCAUUUUUAACAUGUGCUGUUGAGGAUGGUACUUGUGUCAGUAAUACUUGGUGAUUCAAAUGAUCUCUUGAUAACUUUGAAAACAAUUUAUUAACAGCCCAAAACUUGUAUAGUGCUGCAACUGCAAUGAUAUAGCCUAUAUUGAAGGUACUUUCUAAUGAGGAAGAAUGUAAUGCUUCAGAUAAACACUCUUAAAAUCAUUUUUGAGUCUACAAGUUGGAAAUAAGUCAUUUUUCAGUGUUGCUGUAUUUUAACAUUUUGUGUGCACACCACCUAAAGCAAAACAUUUCUUUGCCAGUUAAAGCCCAUAACACGUUUUGAAAUUUGUAGCUUGGGACAUCUUUUAAGCAGCACUAGUGCAGGAUUUGUCUUUUUAUGUUUUAAGAUUUCACAGUUGUUGUUGCAUAUUGUUUUUACUGCUUCUCCUUUUCACUUGGCAUGGAAGGGUUACUCCUGAAUAUAUUUUUGUCCUUUGAUUGCUGAAGAAAUGGCUGUACCUUUUAGAGCUAGCUGAAGAGGGCACAAUAAUUUUGCAAACAUUUUGACAAAUGUACCCUCUCUUGUAAUUUUUGUUUUCUAUGAAAAAUGGGACAAUAUAUAUAUGCUUUUGCAGUGUGUUCCCUCCUCCUGUCAAUUUGCAAACACCUGGCUAAUUUAAAGGAGGUGGUUGAAAGCCUGGUGAGCAAUUAAAGCUCUCGUCUUUCGACUUGCAAACAGACUAAGGAAAAGUUCAUGCUGCAGAUUUCUUCCUUUAAAUUGGCUGCGCCCUUGUGAAUUGAUAUCUUAAAGGAGGUAAUCAGUUGCAGUCCCUUUGCUGAAAAUAAAAGUAUUCCCAAUGGAUUAGGAACACCUCAGGAAGCAUUGUCCCUGCUCUGCCAGUAUCAUUCCUGGGAGGAGAGAGAUCCAAGGGGGCAGGGAGAAGGAUGAGAGUGGUGUUGAAGCAGUAGGAGUCUGUGGGAAGAGUAUUUGUGAACAGUCCCCAACAAAGGUUAAAACAAAGUGCUACUUUUUUCCCUUUGGGAGCCCAGGAAGGUGUUAACGUCUUCAGUAAAAGUUGUUUGGUUUUGUGAUGUUCUAUGUGGCUCAGGUCAUGUGUUUCAGAUCUGUAGCUACUAAUAUGCUAUAAGAAACAAUUAAAUAGCCUUCUAGGUUCUACAGUACCUGGAAAUUAGUUGAGCUCAACCCAACCAACAAAGCUGCUGCCCAUCCCUUCCUACUGAAAUGUAUGGAAAUCACAUGGUAGCAGUGCCAGGUGGUAUUUGCCUAUCCUAUUUUAAUCUGUCCUUUAUCCAGAUAGUUCCAUCUGUAGGGAGGCCUUCCAGAGCCUGUUACUGAGUAUCGUCUGUCCAGAACUCUUUUUGAAGGGUGUGGGUGGAUAUGGGGGAAAGCUUGAAAUAAGCUUUGGUGCCUUAAAAGGAUCCCCAUUGUAUGAUUUUUCUGCAAGCUGAACAAGAACUUCUUCUAUAUACCCUUGUGCUGCAACAGAGUAA